AUGUGGAGCAAAGGCGAGUCUGAAGGGCUCCAGACUUUAGGAAUUGUGGUGGUGAUUUGCUCCUCUCUGAAACUUUUGCACUACCUUGGACUAAUUGACUUGUCAGAUGGUAAGAGACCCUGCAAAGUUCUACCAGCUUGUAUACUUUUAUGUAUAUUUUUUAAAAAAAGAACUAUAGUAGCAAUCUGAAAGAAAUCAUAAUUUAAAGCACCUUUCUCCUUUAUAACUACGUACUGCUUUUUCUCUCCUGCUUGAUUCAGCAGUGUGGAAAUUUUGCUUUGUUUUGCUUCUAGCUUCCGGAAUUCCAGUUGAGGGGUAUUUUUACAUUUUGUUCUUGAAUUACAAAGCUAGUCUCCUCCUGUAAAUACUGUUUUGCCAUAAAUGUAGUUCCUGUUUGGUGGAAUAUGCCUCUCUUGGGAUAACUGGAAAUAGUCUCAUUCUUAAAACUGUUGGGUUUACUCAAUGCUUGCUGGACGGAAGUAGUUGCUGCAUAACUGCUUGAGCCUAACCACAUUUACUCGUAAGUAAGCCCCAGUCAGUGCAAUAGUGUCCUAUUAAAGUGCACAAGUGAAAUCCUUAUUAGUGUAUUUAGAUACAAACUUAAUUUUAGAAGCUUUAAAAAGCAAGUGAUAAAUGGAAAAAUAGAAACUAUACUCCAUAAACUAAGAUUUCUUUCCUUUUGUUUGAAAAAGAUUAGAGUUUGGUUUGAUAUUAUCUGGCAAUAGGAAAACAGUUCUAUUCUACAUAUUUAAAGGAAGUUUAGCAGCCAAGACUUUGUAUUUCAGGAUGUUGUCAUAAAAUUCAUUAAAAAGCUGAUAAUUUCUUGAAUCAAUUGUUUGACAUGUAAAAUGUAAAAGUAAGGUGAGUAAGCUAUCCCUCCCAGAGUUUACAAAGUCCUUUUGACAUACUGAUGAAUAAAUAUGGUCAUUUUACCUUAGCCAGAACCUGUUUGAAAUGAAGUCUGCACUAAAGGCAGUGCUUUCAUCACUGUGAGGUUUACUAAUAAUGUAUAAAGCAAGAAUCAAAUAGGAAAUGAAUGUUUGAGAUAUAUACAAACAUAUUGGCUGAGGCUGCAAUCCCACACAUGCUUACUUGGGAGUAACCCCAGUAAACUGACUGGGACUCUGCACUGUUUCAAGUUUUGUCCCUUUUGUUACUCUAGAAGAACACUGACAGCAGCACCUAAAUUAAAUCUAUUCUGAUAUUGGGCUCCUUGCAGGUAAAAAGUUGCCAUUGGUGACAAGAAAUUAAAAUGUCAGCCAAUGUUCUAUAGAUUUUUUUACAGUUAUUACAUAGCUAUAUUGCUGAUUACAUAUUAUCUGAGUCUUCCCAUUUUAAGCAUGAUUGUAGGUCAAUUUACCCUGAUAUGAAAUGAAAUCCAAUGAGAUGUCUCCCCCAAAAAAGCACCCCAGCACCAUCAAGUAACCAUCAAGGUAGAUGGUAUCAAGAAAGGGACUCACCUCAGUGUACUAUGGAGGAAAGGGAAGCAGUAUGAAAUUCUGCAGCAGCUUGCAUUUGCUGUGCCAUCCAUGUGAGUGCAAGAAUUCUUUUCUGCUUGCUCUUCGCUGUAAUUCCGACUGUGAACUUCUGCUGUUUUCAAGAAGAUAAAUCACUUGUUUUGUAUGAGCAACACGGUCCUAGAAAAAUCGAAUUGCUAUAAUCAGUUUGUGGUGGAAGCUCUAGCAUCGUACAAUAUCAGACCUUUAUAAAGUGUACUCAAAACUAUAAUAGUGUUUUAAAACCAUUUACUGGGCUGCUGUCAUUAUAAAAUCCUGGAUGAGAUGAACAUUUGGCACAAGUUUUUGUUUUGUUUUAGCUAACCUAUCAUGCAGUGGCACCGUUCAACUUCAUUCAAGUACUGCAAUGUUAUCUGUAUUAAAUCUUUGCAGUAAGCAGUGCACGCUAAUCCAGCUUCUCUCUGUGCUAAUGGACUGCAUCUCUUCUGCAGCUUUGGUUGUUAAUUGCUAGUGCCUUUUGGGCUGUAAAACUAUCCUCCUAGGACACGGCAGCUUGUUGUGUAAAAUGCUGCUAAAUAGCUUAAAGGUUCUGAAUUUAUUUUCCCUUGGGCCCAUCAAAACCCCCAACUGAAGGAACUCAGAUCCAUGUCAAUUACUCAAAACAGCACUUACCAUCUCCUGAAAUAACCUUGCUUGCUAUGAUGUCACAUGAGAAAGGAAAUUAAUCCUCUAGGCUUUGGGAGUCUUCUAGGUAUGACCACCAGCUCUUUCUUUGACCUCCUGGGGGGUAGUGAUUCUGAUGGGGAACAGGUGGCAAACUGUACAAAAAAUAAAGUUGGUUGGGUGUGGUUACUGUGGGCUUAAUCAUAAAGAGGAAUGCCACUCUCAUAUGUUUCCCUUGUGGAUAUGACUAAUUCUGAAGGGCCAAGUUAAAUGCAACACCAUACAUAAAAUCAGCAGUGGCAUAAAAUAUUUUGCAAGUGUAAACAGCAGUAAAUCUAGUGUCAAUGAGUGAUCCAAUUGGCACCUUGGUGGAGGACGGAGGGGCUUUACUGCUUUACUGCUCCAGGAUAGGACCCACACCUCUGUUAUUUUCACUGAUAAGGAAAGUUGUAAGUUAAACUUGGAAGCUUUAAUUCCAGUACAAAUAGCUGGUGCAGACUCCCCAAUUUGGAUUGGAACAAUAAAGCAUUCAAGCCCCUCUCCCACCCACCCACAACCUCAAUCUAGAUUGGGGAGGUGGGCUGUAGUUACUACUUACACUUUAAAAACCACUCAUGCAAUUCCUGUUUGUGUGACUUUUGCACAACUUAGUGGUAUUGGAUAGUUGUUGGCAUCUGUCUGUCUCAGGAUACAAUGGAGGAGGGCACCUUUGGGGUUAAAGUCAAACUUUUGGAAGGUUACAGCGCCUGCUGUGGCUGUAGAGACCAACAUGGGAGAUACGUCUUUUAUUGCAGCUGGGGCAGAUGAAGGAGUCCAGUUGUGCUACUGCUGAUGCACUUUGAUGUUUCUACUCUCUGCGCUUCUCCCAGCAGUCCUCCUCUGGUCACUGCUGUGGAAGCACGACCUGACUGUCUCCAGGCACUGUAGUCAUCUGCAAGAGAUUCCCAUAGGGCGGGGUUGAUGUUGCCAGCCUUCAUGUCACAUUUGAAGAAAUCAUUGUAACACAAAGUUGUUCUGUCAAUGGGUCUGGUGCCUGAAGCCAGCUCCCUGUAGAGUAAGUGUGGCCCUACAAAAUCCAACUAAUCCAAUAACAUGCAUAAUGUUCCUUGUAAUAUAGCAGUAAGAUGAGACUAACAGAAAAAUAGAAAGUACACAUCAAGUGUGCUAGAUUCACCAGAUGGUUUGUACAACAUUUAAAAACUAAGACUUAUAAUGCUAAAAGCAACCUUGUAUUAGAAAGGUUAUCACUGUAAAGCAAUUUUAGGUAUACGUUAUGUGGAUAAAGGGAGUUUUAUUUCAACAACAUCUGGAAGACACUAGGUUCUCCACCCCUGCUAUAGAAAAACCAACCUCAGAAAGGAUAAGCAUGGCUUCUACACUGUCUUGCCAACCUUUUAAGAAAUUCCUUAGGCAAAUUGGCUUAGUUUUUUAAAUUGUUUUUGUUAAAGAUUUCCGUGGGUUACAAAAGUACAUACCGCAUUUCUGCUUUCAAUUCUUGGAUCCUUUCUACAGAUCAGUUACGUUUGAUGUGAGACACUAAUGUUAUAGACAGUAUAAGUUUGGGGGAGAAAAGAGGUGGUGAGAGAGAGCAAGGAAAAUAGAAGGGGGGUAGUAAACUUUCAUUCUUUUACAUAUUGGCUUAGUUGACUUUGUGUUUUAAAUUUUUGUUUUGUUUUAAAUGAAUCUGCUGGUUUUUGUGUUUUUUGCUGUAUUUUGCUGCUUAUAAUGUACAUCACCUUGAGGAAAUUGUGGAGAAGGUGAUUAAUAAUAAUAAUAAUAAUAAUAAUAUCAUGCAAAUUACAAUGGUUGUUAAUAAUGACAAGCAGGAUCUGCAAUGAAGUGCUGCUGUGUAUCUUCACCCACUAGAAUAAGUGUUUCUAUCUUCAGGAAACCUGAAACAGGAGCUUUAUAGUGCUGUUCAGGCCUCUUGCAAGGUGAUUUUCUGGAAUGGAAAGGACACCCCAACCCUAAUUUUCCCCACCCCCACCAAGAUACUUACUAGAAGCAACUUAAAUCCCCCUCCUCCUCCACCCUCCAUUUUUCUUUUCUUUUGCUUUUUUCGGUUUCGUUUUAGUUGGCACAGGUAGAUUCCAAACAUACAGUGUCUCCAAUUGCUCUCAGUCAUAGACUUGCUUGACAGAAGCACACAGUCCACCUGACUUCAAGAUUCUUUGCUCCCCUGGCUCACUGGAAUUUCAACUGCCAUCAACAUUCUGUAAACUCACUGUUUCCUGUGAGGUAGCUUUUCAGUUUUUAUGUAGGUUUUCUGAACAGCCGUAGCUCAGUGGUACAGAAUCUGCCUUGCUUGCAGAAGGCUCCAGCUUCAAUGCCUGGCAUCUCAAGGUAGGGAUACAAGAGACCCAUUGUCUAAAACCCUGGACAACCACAGCCAAUCAGUGUAGGCAAUACUGAGUUAGAUGGACCAAUGGUUUGACUUGGUGUAUAAAGCAGGCUCCUAUGCUCCCACGUGUCUUUUAAUUUUCCAACUUACAUAUUUUGCAUGUCUAGGGCAUGCCACGAGUAUACAGAAACAACUAGCUUAUUUUUGGUGUGGUACCAUUUCACUCCAGAAUGCUAGACACUAAACCACCAGAGUUUGCUUUUACAGAGAAUGAUAACUAAAUGAACUUUCAUCUUUCAAAGGCGGAAUACAAGAGAUUUGCAAAAUCUGAAGAUAAACAAGGAAUGAUCUUCACCUUUAUACUCUGCCUGUGUGGUCACAUACCCUGUGCAAUAAGAUCCAUAACACUCACAUUCACAAUCAUACAGUACUCACAAUCACAACAUACAUAUUACUGAGGAGAAGAAUACUGCACUUUGCUGAGAAGCUGAAAUAUCUCAGCAAUGCAAGUUCUAGCUUGAGUUGAGUAAAGAUGACUGGAUCCCUGAACAAAACGAGUGUGCUUAUUCUGCUAAAAGGCAUCACACGGAGAGCUUCCCUUCCCCAAUCUUAAUUAAUGAUUGAUCUAAUGAACUUUUUUCUGAACAUGUUCCCUUUUGAUGUGAUAUUUCAAAGGACUUUCUGGGUGUGGUAAGUGCAUGUGGGAGUGUGUUCAGAAGAAAUGUUGAUUAUGCAAAAUGAAAAGGUAAGGAGAAGUCACCUUGUGGAGGCUUCAAAAUCAAUAUGAGAAUUGUGCCUCUGUCCUGCUGACACAAGAAAUUCAGUUUUACUGAAUUGUAGAUUGGGUUGCUAGUGAUUUAAAAUAGCAAACUGACAGUCAGAGACAUUCAGACCAAAAAAUGCAUAAUUAGACAAUCCAUUUUAUUUUAUUGUUCCUCUGAACAGCUCUGCCUGAUGAAGGCCCUCCUGUUGAGAUUGAAAAGCCUGCAAUUCUAAAGAAAUAUAAAUGAUCUCUAAUCAAAUAUAACACUUUAUAGCAUUCUAUAUACCAUCCUAUUGAGCUAAAAUGGAAUAGCGGGGACCAUUAAUGUAAUGCUGAAGGCUUAUAGAAUCAAGAAUAAUUUACUUUUUCAUUCUAUCCCAGUCUAUCAUUCUACCCAGUCCCCAUUGAAGAAGUCUAUGAACUUCCCGGAUUUGAAGAUCUAAGAUACAUGAACAGAGACUCCCCCUUCUGAAAAUCUGCCCUUUGAAACCAUUUGUAGUAGAAGAUAACCCAGGAACUCAAACACAUUUAAAGUCUGUUUGACCAAAGAUGAUAAUAGCAUGGUAGAAGUAUUCGGUGAACACCAAAGGAAGCCAAAUUUGAUUGGCUAAAUAGCAUAAAGACAUAAUUGUCUUCACUGUAGGAUCUCUUAUUGGAUGGGACUGUUUAUGUGACUAUUCCCAGGAAAAGAAGACCUAACAAUUGUAAGGAAAAAAUAGUACCAAACCAAGAUUAGAUCAAGGAACAUGAAAAGAAAGGAUUGAAAAAAGGUGAGCAUUCAAGUCUCUAUCUCUUCUUCCAUAAUCUUACCCUUUUUCAUAAGCAGGAUAUAAUUUUUCUCUUGUUGGUUCAUAUGAAGCCAUAAAAUAUUUUUGUCAGCAGACAAGAUAAAAUAGACCACACUUUUAAGCCAUGAGAUUUCUGCAGAAAAUGAGGAUUAAAUUCCAAAAUGGUGUUUUAUCCACCUGAGUAUGUAUUUGAACUUCUCUAGCAUCAUGGUUUUUCCAUCAAAGACACCAUCUUCUUACAUUUCUGUACACAUCUACAAGCCCCCUCCCCAUUUCAGUCAAAAUGAAUGAAGGAGGUUAAUGAUCCUCUUAGUGUGCAAUUCUUUAGCUCCCGAGAAGGCAUUCCAGAAGUCACAGGACAGAUUCGAUAUCUGUUUUGAAUAUCAGACAAAGUUCAGAUGUUGGAGAGGGAGAUUCAAUGUCAGAUGUUCCUACCCUGCCACCAUCAAGGGCUCCGAUGCCCUGGUCCAACAUCAGUAAGGCCAAAAAAGAUGUGUGUCAGGUGCAGUUCAUGAACCAGAAAACAGCUUGGAACUGAAGGAUCCAGAGCCAUCCUGGUACCUUGACAAAUCCCCAAGCUGGGGAGGAGGAAUUUACACUUCUCAACAUGCUUCUCAGCAUGUCCAAAUUGCUUCCUUUCAUUGAAAACUUUUUUUUUUUAACAAAAAAACCCCCAAACUACAAAAGCAGACGGAGCAACACAGUACCCAUUACUCAAGCUCAGCAGGACUUUGGCUCUGGCAGUUGAUGAAUUGCCUUUGGUUCUUCUCCCCACUUUAGGAUUUCAGCCUUAGUGAGAGCAAAGAUCCUCUUACUGGGUCUCUCUCUUAUUUAACAGGCAUCUAGGAAAUGAGUGAAUCAUUCAGAGCUCUGUACCUGGAGGAAGGAGCAUGAGCCCCUUUCAUCUAUCGAGGAUAUGUCUGGGGUCUGCCAGAUCUGCUUUAUGAGCUUGGCUCUUGUUCUGCUUUCUUACUGGAGCCCCCAUCAAUCACUGGGAUAGCUUUACAGUGCUGAUGCAUUUCAUUUCUCCUAAAUAUAGAGUGAUCUGGUUCAAAUAUGAUGUGCAUUCUUGGAUAGUUGUCAGCAUUGAUUAAAUAAUGCCACAACAACGAAGGUCUCCUAUUCUUAUAUAGGUGUCUUCAAGUUUUACUUUUCGAAAAGGAAGAAAUUCAAACAUUCAUUUUUAUCUCCAAGUGUGUUCUCCAGAAGUAAGGACGUGAGGUAAAGGACGUGUUCUCCAGAAGAAAUAAUAAUACAGAGAUCAGAUAUUUUUUUAGGAGGUCUGGAUUUUCCAUGUUCAGAAAGAAAGGAAGAAACAGCUUCUGAGGCUUAGGUACAUAGGAAUGGGAAUAGAGGAGAAUUUUAUUCAGUUGGCUUUUUAAAGCGAAUCAGCCUCAUCCACAGUUCAUGGAACACCAUUGGAUUGCAUUUUUCUGUUGUUUUGUUUGUGUGAUGCAGUCUUGGUUAAUGUGUACAAAAGUGAACAGAAAUGUGUAUUCCAUGAUGAAAGGCAUAUUUUAGGGGAAAUGCAUAGAAAAGUCUCCUAAACGUGUAUUUUUUAAGGGGAAAUGGCUGUUUUAGGGGACAGUGUACAUAUUAGAGAUUUUAAAAAAAACAAACAAACAGGAAAUGGAACUGACAUGAUUAAAUGCAUGCAGAAAUGACAUGGAAUGGAAAUAGGCUGAACCAACCAUGUCUACAUGGGAGUCUGCAUUUCACUGACUCAAACCAUUGGUGCACCUAGUUCAGUGUUGUCUCCAUAUACUGGCAGCAGCUCUCUGUCCUUUCAGACAAAGGGUUCUUUUCCAGCUCUAUCUGAAGAUGCCACGGAUUGGACCUGGAAUCUCUUGCAUACAAGUCAUAUGCUCUACCACUGAGUUGUAGUCCUCCCCUAGUUAAUUUGAGUCCAAGCUCAUUUGACUGGCUAGUCCCACUGUACAAGUGGAAAUCCUUGCACUGAUGGGACACAUUAGUUUGAAACUACACACUGUCUAUGAUCCAAAGAUCCCUGUGUGCAAACAGAGAGUCCAUCGGUGGGCGCACCAGAGCUUUUCAGGUUCCAGUUCCUUCUGCAACUCUAUUGAACCCUCCCUGCCAACUUGCUCCUGGACGUUUGGAGUGACUCUCCAGAGAAGAAUGUGAUAGGUGUGUUUCCAGGGGAAAUCAAUGACACAGGCACACACACCACUAAGCUUUUGCACAGGAACCUUUAGAUUCAAGUUACUAUGUUCAAAUGAAUAUAUACUACAUAUAGCGUAGAACUAUAUGUAGAGAAAAUUUAAUAUGUAUUGGUGUCAAGUCACCACAAGUUGUCCACACACAGCUGGGUUUAUGAAUGGAUUAUGGAUGGGGCUUUAGUUUAAUUGUAAAUCUCAACACAGCUCAUUUAGACAUUAAGGAUAGAAGCAAACAACAAUUUUAUUGUCUUUACAUAAGGAAUGAAUCUCACAAAUGUACUGACAGUUUACAAAAGAUGUUAUAGUUUGUCCACGUUAAAUUUUCAGAUAUAUAUUUUUUAGGAUUUCAUUUUCAAUGAAAACAUUUUUAAUUAAACUAGAUAUUUCUCCAAUAUUAAUGAAACUUAAACUUUAGUUAUAAUGUAGUGCAAGUAAGUUGUAACUUAGUUUAAACUUUGGGCUAUUGAACAGUAGAUCACUGAACUUUUCCCCCUUCCAGAAGUCAAGUUUGCUGAUUCAUUUGUGGAGAUGGUUAUUGAUCAGCAGCCAGAAUACCCUGCCUUUGUGCAUUGCCAAGACCCUUCUUUGCCCAGAAACAGGGCUGGCACAAGACAUUUUGCUGCCUGAGGCACAACAGCAAAUGCCAUCUCCACUUCCCUCCCCACCCCGCAAAAAAGGCAAGGUGCAUGUUGUCCAAGGUUGGCCGAUUAAUUUUGACCUCUGAGGCAGAAAAUCCUAUAAGCAUCUAUAUACAACAACAAUAAAUUAAAUAACUAACAUUUUGCUGCCAUUUCUGCCUGAGGCAGCUGCCUCACUCUGCCUCAUGGUAGGGCCAGCCUUCCAAUAUGUUUGUUUUCAAUCAUCCUCUCAUUUUCUAAUUAUCCAGAGGUUUUUCUUACUGAUGAUAUCUUACAGAUUAACAGAGAAUAGUCUAAAGGCCCAUGGCACAUUUCUACUGAUUUAACCAAGCACAUUUGGCCAUGUAAACUGAUUAUAUGAGCAACUGCCUGUAAAAGCUGCUCUGAGCUCCUUGUGGGAAAAGCAGGGAAUAAGUCUAGUAAAUAAAUGUGAACAGACUGUGUUCAGAAAGUGCCUGUGAAAAAUUGGCAGGCUUCUGCACACACUUGGGCAUUUGCUACUUCCCAUUCAGUAGUUUUGUAUUUUGCAUGCUCUUCUUGAUUUUCCUAGCCUAUUCACUUCCCCUGGUGCUCAAACCAUCAAUUCAGAUUAGCUGCUGGCAGCUCCUGAUGGCAAAGACAGGCUUUCCUUUCUGCAUUAGCUAUAAUAAGGUGAGCUACAGAAUGAUGGUGUGGAUUAGUUGCAGAAUCCCAAGCGUGGGAUGUGGUUUCGUCAUUUCUAGUAUUUAUUUUUCAGUUAAUUUAAAGCAGCCUUUUGGAGGGCACUUAUUGUACAUUGGUAUUAUUCACAUAUUGCAUAUUGGUAUUUUCUUGGUCUGUUUAUGUCCACUUCUGAAAUGCAGUCCUCUGGUGUUCAGUUUAUUGAAAGUCUUAACAGCUGGCUUUGGAGUCAUUAACGUCUAGUUAUGAACAUGCUGCACAGAAAAUGUUAGCUUUGUGUUAUGCUUUUAUGUGGUUCCAAAGCACACUGCUGUUAAAGUGGCUAUUAAGAAAUGCUAUGUUAACGGCAGACAAAAUGCAAAAGCUAUACCCCUGUAGUUUCUACCAGUUAUUUACCUUGCUGUGUUGUCUUUUUCAAUAUAUAUUUGAGACAGUCAUGGUCAAUUAAGUAACUAGCAUUUUCUUAAGGGAGAGGAAAAAAUAUUAUUGCAUCAUCUCUAUCAUCGACUUCUAUCUUUAUAUAGUCCUGGCAUAUUAGAGAACAUAGAGGUGAUAUGGUCCCUGUCUCCUUUCAGUCUUGGUUUUGGUGUGGUAGCAUGAUAAUUAAGAUGAUUUAUUAAAUUUCUUACCCAUGAGAUCCUAGAGUGAUCUGCACCAGGGAAGGAGAACCUCCAGUGAUAUGCCUAUAAUUCAGCCCAGUACAGAUCCCAAAUAGUUGUGUAAGGCCAUUUCCCCUAAACCACAGCCACCUGUGCACACCUGACACUUGUGACAUCAGGUGUGGGUCAACUAAGGACACAGCUACAAAGGAACAUCUGGGAGCUUAAAUUGAGGUCCCAAUUGUUCCUUUAUAAGUGGGUCUUGCUGUCAGUACCAAUCCGCUAAUUGAUGCAGACAGCGAGUCCCACCAAGCUGGAGUCCCCCUAAUGUAGCAAUGGGCUUCUCUGUCAGCGCCAAUUUGUGCAGAAUCUACACAAAUGAAGCUGAGAUUAAGGGAGCCUAGCACAUGUGGCACUGCUGCAUUUCCAGUGGCAUCCUUCUUGUAGUAGAGCCACACAUCCUCAUGAAGCCACUUACCAUUGCAGCUCCCUCAGAACCUCCUUCCAGGACACUAUAGCAUUACAUGACAUGUGCUGCUCAACAGGGUAAUGUAAGCCAGUUUGCAUGUUCCUAGUCUGCUAUGCAAGGGCUUGGACGACACACUAGAGCAGCAUUGCUAACAGCCAGGUCCAACACCAAGGCUACUUCCUUGUGCCCAAUUCACUGAAGCAUGCCUGGGCCUAGGCCAUGGAUGGGGAACCUGUGGUGUACCCUACCUCUCAACCAUCUGGGAUGGAAGGCAGUGGUUAGGGAUGUGACCAAGCAAGCUAAACAAAGCCCCCACAAGUGUUACAAUCUCCCUAGGGGUUUUAAUAAACCUCUUCCCUGGAACUGCUUUCAAACUCCUGACUGGUCCCAACACGUACCUGAGCUGGAGAGAGGCAAGUGAAUAAAAAAUCAUGUAGGCCAACUCAUGCUGGGAAAUCAUUUCUCCCCUUAUGCUUCUAAAAACUUUUCAUCUCAUUCUAGUGUUUCUGGCCUAAGAUUCUUUUUCCCACCCAUCUUUUUCUUUUCUCGUUUUUUUGUGAUAUGUCAAACAAUUUUUGACACAAUAUUUCAUUACAAGUUCUUUAAUCCACUUCCCGCAAGCCAAUUAGUUGAAGUAGUCUAAUUGGUUUCUCAUUAAAUAAAAAAGAGCUCCUUCUGCUAAUAAUUUAUUCAGACUUGUAAAUCCAAAGCUGCUUUUAUGCUCUUUCCUGUCCUCCAAGGAUAUCAUGAUCCCAUAGCUCUCUUAACAAUGAAUGCCUGUCAUCAUAAGGGGCUAUCCAGCUAUGUGGGCUAGAGCUCUCAUUGAUUAGCUUUGGGCCUCCUGGAAUGGAAUAUGAGUCUCUAUAGAUUGCACGUGCACACACACACACCACUCUGGCUCUUUACCUAUUUCUUCUGUCAAGGAUAUAUAAAUCUGAACUUCUACUAGGAAAAACUUCAUUCCUGUAAUAAUCUCCUGGCUUCAUUUUGAAUAGGAAUGGGACUGAGCAGUUGGAAUUCACUUGGCCUAUGAUGAAAACGAUCUCCCCUCAAGAAUCUCAGUCAGAGCUGAUGCCUGACAGCUACCAACACGUGAAGACUGCUUUCAUUAAGGGAUGAGAACCCACCCCCCCGAAUUCUUGGACUGCAACUCCUAUUAUCCCUGUCUGUUGGCCUGUUAACUGAGGCUGAUAGAAGUUGGAGUCCUACAAUGUCUGAAGGGCCGCAGGUUCCCCUUUACCUAAGUGCUCAGUGUCACUCUCUUGCUUUAGAGCAGGGAUGGAGAUCCUGCUGACCUAUGGUCAGCUUCAGGCCCGGCUGAUGGGAGCUCAGCAACAUUUGGUGGGCCAUGGGCUCCCAUCCCUGGCAGGUUAUUUCCCCUGGGAGCUGCUCCUGGGUCAGCAGACGAUAAGAGUGAGGGAAUGCUGUAUGGAUAAUCCUGGUUCAAUAUGAAGGCAGUUGAUUCCUGUACUAGUUUUGAGUGUGCCUUUGUUUGGAGACACUCUUAUAAGCUGCUUUGAAGGUUUACUGGGGCUGCAAAAUGGAAUCUUCAAAGUAAAUAAGCACAUUCUCGUUUGUAUUAUAUCUUCCAUUGCUGUUCUGAUUUUCCCACUGUUGCUACAGUCCUCAAGUCAUUUGCUUCAAAGACCUCCCACUGAGGUCAGUGAGAGGUUAGUUUGGAAUGAACAGUUGGAGGAUUGUGACUCCACUACACCAGAUUCUUCCCCUUGGCCAGAACUGUGCAAACUAGUAUACGGAGACAGUAAUCUGAUAUGCUGUUUUAACUUCUCGGGCUGCCUUUAUUUCACAUUUCAAUAGCCGCAGGCUUUAAUAGCCUAUUGAUUUCCAUGGCACAUAUAUGAAGGCCAUAUUCUUGAUCUCUUAAUCUCUGAGGGAUAAGCACUUUCUUACCAUUACACUCAAAGUAUUAGUAGUUAGAAUUACUUCAUUGCUGCAUGGUAUAACUAUAAUAAUUUCCUGUCUGUAUUAAACUUUAAAAAUAUACACAUUGCUUUGCAGAUCAAGUGCCCCUGCCUGGUGGCUGGUUUUGCAUUCACUUUAUAAUCCCCAGCUGUGGAUAUAUUCUCCUGCCAAGGAUUUUGUGUGCUUGUGUGUAUGUCUGUGUGCGUUGCAGAUAUGGCUAUAGAGAUUGAUAAUUGGCAACACUAGAAACCUCCUUUGAACUGAUGUACCAAUGUGAGGGACAAACCACACAACCAGAGCUUGUCACCUCUCACACCUGGCCGAUGCACAACCAAUAGCUGACACUGUGAGUGCAUUUACACAGGUGUCCUCCCCCCCCCCCCGGAAGCAAAUAACACAGAAAUGAGCAUUAAACUUGCACUAUAUUCUUCUGUAUUUCUGGAAAUGGCCUCCACAUUGAGUGAAAGUUCAGAUAUAAUGCAAAAAUCAGAAGUUAGAGAAAUGUCAGGAAAACAGAAUAAACUGCCAUGUGAAUGCAUUCCAUAUUAUCCUCCAGGUUAGGAACUGGCAAAGCUAGAGGAUUUCCUGCAACUCACCACUGGAGGCAACAGAUACUGCUUCUAGGCUCUACCCUCAAAUCAAAGUGAGCCUGGGCAGGCCGGGUCGUCCUCUUAUAUACCUGCAGAUAGAGACAAGGCAUCUGACCCUCACCUGAAUCUCAUAGCUCUGCUGUAGCUGCCUCUGAUUAGUUACCAUUUAACUCUUGGGGAAAAUAAUUAGCAUCACAUGUCAUGUGCAUGGAGGUUGCCAAACCAAUUAACCAACUAGAAGGAUUACUGUUAAUAACACCAGUUUUCCUAUAACUUGAUAUUGCUGGAUAGUUUUGAUGAACUGCAAAAGCAUUUUUAGUUUGCUUUCUGUUGCCACUCUGGAACUUUUCUUUAUUAGUGCCACUUUGUCCUCAGUGCACGUGGGCUAAAAGAUAAAUGAAAAAGAUAAAUGAAAUGUGGAUAAUUACUGAUUUUUUCUCCCACAAGAUGAUGCGAUAGCCACCAAUUUGCAUGGCUUUAAAAGAGGAUUAGAUAAAUUUGUGGAGGAUAAGACUAUCAAUGGCAACAAGUAACAAUGGCUACCUCUACCUCCACUGUUGGAUGUGAUAUGCCUUUGAAUACUGUUAAGUUGUGGGUGAACAUAUCAGACAACACAGCGAUUCUUCAAAUAGCUCUUGUUUAUUCACAGGCCAGGACAGAACUGAACUGAAGGGUUCAGUUAGCCUGCUUAUAUAGAGCUCCAGUACAACGUUACUGUAACAACUUUCUAAAACUAUCCAAUCACUGAACGUCACUUUCGAUGCCUUAUUUGCAUAACUAUCUACAGUAUCCCCCUGCUGGCCCAGGGUGAGAACUUCAGUACAUAACAAAUACCAGUUGCUGGAAUUCGCAAGUGAGGAGCUUGCUGUUGUCCUCCUGGGAUUCCCAUAGGCAUCUGUUUGGCCACUGUGAGAACAGAAUGCUGAACUGGAUGGUCCUGUGAUCCAGCAAGGCUUUUCUUCAGUUCUUAUGAAAGCCUUCAUAUGGAAAGACAGCAGCCAAGGAGGAGCUCUGAUACCACUUCAUAGCGAUCACCAACCCUACUGCCGAAGUAAAAAGUCAGUGUUGCUCAUGCUCGCUCAUUGAUGAGGUCAAGCACUGCUGCUGCUUUAAAAUCCCAUGUCCUCUAAAUUUUCAUGUACAUCACAGUAACACAAGAGCUGAUAUGUACCAAGUCAGACCACUUAGCUCAGCAGCUCUCCAAGGUUUCAGACCCAAGUCCUAUACAGGACCUUCUGCAUGCCAAACAGGUGCUCUGCCACUGAACUACAAUCCUCCGCAGGAGAAGUGUAUCAGGGGGCUGAUGGUGCCACAGGCAAAAUUGUAAGUGACAUGCAAGGCUAGGUUUCAUCAAGUGGCACUAGUAAAGGUGUUGUAGUUAGGAAUCCAUUCCUCAACUGCUAAUAUUUUGGUGGUGCUUAUACUUUUGAGCACUGGUUUCAGGCUGAUGUUUUAUGAGAGAGAGAGAGAGAGAGAGAGAGAGAGAGAAAUUGCCCCAGGGACUGAGAAAGAGGGGGAAUAGGGAGGUCAGCCAGUCAUUCUGUUGCCCUGUUGGGGGCAUGUGGAUGAUGUGAGAGCACAAGUGCAUCCUAUAUUCUUCAACUGAAAUAAAAAUUUAGCUUGUGGAACCUAAAAGCCAGUCUCUUGUUUAUAUGUAUUGGAACUAUUACUGUUACCACCUGCAGGCAAAGAAAUUUCGCAAACCCCUGGCCACAGCGUGCCAAUUACUGCUCCCUGUACAUCACUCUAUUCAGGACCUCUUGAACAAUGGGGAAUGAAUCCCAAUCUCGCUAUCAGUAUUGCAGUGGGGUUUUCUAAAUGCUGCAGCCCAGCUAGUCUCAAGAGCAGGAAAAUAUUAGCUGAACAAGACCCACUGGGUUGAGAGUCUGGAGAAGAGGUCAGGUCACUUGCUUUUCUGCCUUUGCCUCGACAUUCCCAUAAACCUUAAAGCUGUCUUCUGUGUCUGGCAGUGUGAAUGUGACAAAUAGUGAGAUGAAAGUCUCGUAUCAUAGACAAGCAAUUCCUCUCUAAGCUAAAUCACAUUGACAGUUGUUCCCCUAUGUUGACAGUGUGAUCUUGCACAUAUCUACUCAGAAAUAAGCCCUGCUGUUUUUAAUGGAACUUAACCCAAUAGUAUUGCAGUAUGAGGGUAUCCAGUCAUUUCCACAUACAGCAACCUUUUGCUGUCUAAUAGGACAUCAAUGAACUUCCACAGUACUUUGAUGUGAUCUUCCCAGUUCUCUUGAUCAACCAUGUAACUGGUACCCAUGAAGCUAUAGCAUCCUAGCCAGACAGGUAUGGUCUGCAAUGAUCAUGUUUGGAGUAGUGAGUCAUCAUGCCUUGCAUACUCAGGGCUGCUUCGUACAUAGGCAAUCCUCAAUUGAAUGGCAACAUCAAACAAAAAUAGAAUAUGUAGAAGUAUGUAUUGUGGACUAAUUUUGUACUCAUUGAGGGACUAUUACUUUAGUGUAGAACAGCGUGAAGGCAAUUUAGAGUUGAUUUUGUUAAUGUAUUAGUGAUUACCAAUUCCUGAUCUAAAGAGCUCUUAUGUACAGCCAUACCUCAUGUUACAUUUGCUUCAUGUUAUGUUUUUUCAGGUUGUGUCCCACGGCGACCCGGAAGUACCGGAAAGGGUUACUUCCGGGUUUCACUGCUCACGCAUGCGCAGUGGCGCAAAAAUCACGCUUUGUGCGUGCGCACAAGUGCCAAAUCACGUCAUUCACCUGCGUAGAUAAGGCGCUUCAGGUUGUGGGCUUUUCACGUUGCGAACUGGCCUCCAGAACAGAUCCUGUUCACAACCAGAGGUACCACUGUAUUUCUUAUGAGCAGUUUGAGUGUAGGUGUAGACUGGGUGCAACCUUCUCUACCCCUGUGGCAACGUCAUAAGAGAAUCAGUAACUGAGGGUCUAGCUACAUUUUAUGCUUAAUGCUUCAUAUGCAGAUACACCUCAUGUUUUUCUUAAAUUAAUUACAGCUGUGCAACAUGUGGGAAGGGAAAGGCUCCCUCCCCAUGCUAUGACCCCCCGCAAAAAAACGAAACCUCCUCCAUCAGUGGUAACCUUGUAGCUGCAUAGGGGCAGUGGUUGUGGGGGGUGGGAUAAAUCUCCCCCCCCCCCUGCAAUCCUGAAAGCAAUCUCUUCACAGGUGUAAUUAAUUCACGAGAGAGAGAGAGAGAGAGAGAGAGAGAGAGAGAGCUGUAGCUGCAUGCUGUGCAAUAAGCAUGUGACAUGUAAUUUGACCCUCACAAAUCCUUUCCUUUGUCAUGCAUAUGUUGACCUUUCAGGAACCCUUUUUAGGCCUUGAGUGGUGGAUUCAUUUGCACCCUAGUUGGUACCUUAGCACCAGAGGAAAUGUAGUAUGAAAAAUAGGCACAGCACAUCCUGCAAUCACUUUGGUGUUUGUGAAUAUCAAAGCCUUGAUAACCUUUUUAAGUCAAUUCCAGCUGUAUGUAGUUUUUAAGGAAUAAACAUCCUUUAACGGAAUAAAACUCUGUGCAGAUGUUUUUUGAAUGCAUCAUGAAUGCCUGAAUGUUUGUGAAGAAUUUCCUGUGCAGCGGGGGGAACCCAGCAAUUUGGCACCAAUGUCUCUACAGGGAUAUUUAUUGGGCUGAAACAUUGAGUUCUCUUUAGCAAUAAAUUCCUUGGGGUGAGGAAGACACUGCAAUCAUUCUUGUGAUUGAAGGAUUUUCCUUCCAAACUCAAGGCCAUGACCAAUAGUUCUGCAUUUCCUCAAGCCCUUCCUCCCACCACCUUCAGCAAAAAAUACCAUGGGACAUGAAACUCCACAAUCAUUUCUUGACUGAAGCCAAAGUUGGUCUUAUGUGAAUAGUUUGCACAGAUUCUAAGUACCUAUGAAAAAAAAUCUUCAAUUGGAAUUUUUUAAAAAAAGAAAUAUUAGUAUCAUGAGACCUCUAAUCAUGUUUGUACAAAACACUAUGAAUUCCACUUUAAACAGUAUUGUUAUGAGUUGGGGGGGGGAGUAUUUGAGAUCUUUCUCACUUCUGGAUCAAGCAAGGGUUAAGAUAUAAGCCAAGCUAGCUUCCUCUGUUAAGGAUUGGUGAUGAGCCUGGGUGAUGAGCCAUUAAGAGAACAAAGGAAAGGAAAAUGUGUUCUUUGCAAGAUGACAGAUGGGUGAGGACCCUCCGUCAACUCAAGGGUAGUGAGAACGACAAAGCCUGAGUUGAGAGUUUGUAAUGAUGUGACCUAGAACUAAGGAAGCAGCAAGUUGGACAGAGGGGCAGAGAGCAAUGUUAAAUUUCUUUUUGAAUCCAAGGCUGCUGCUAUGAGAGAAACAAUGCUUUUUGGGGGUGUUAAUGCUGUAAACCCCUCCAUCAUAGGCUCAGGUUGUAUAUAUGUAUAAAUAAGCCAUAUGUCCUAAAGACACCACACACUCUGCUGUGCCUUAUUCCAAAAGGAAACAUGAACCCUGAGUAAGUGCCUGGAGCCCCUGGAAUCAGAGAUUGAGGUGGCAUGCUACAGUAUAUAGGUUUUUAUAGGUGUUGGGCAGGAAUAUGAAGGCAUUUACUUUGAGUGUAUUUAACGAAGAGCUGAAGUACUGACUGAGGUGGUGAAACCAUCAACCACUUUUCGAAUGCUUUGACAAGUUAGUGUCAAAGAGUGAGAGUGCAGUUUACUGCUUUCUUGGGGAUUACUUUGAUAUGUACGGUUAGGCCAGGAGGUUGUAAGACAAUUAAGUAGUCUGUAUUUUUUACUAGCUUAAUCAAUAAACCUCAAGUUUUAUGAAAUGCUAGCUUAUUCUGUACAACUGUAGUCCUCCCCCAAGCCUUUAUCCAUUUAGAGUUAUAUUACUCCAGCGAAGGAGUAUGUAUAACUUAAUUCAGGAGAAAAGUGUGGACUUUUAUGCAGUUACAAUUAACAAUCCAACUGGCAGUGUCUUUUUGUCUUAGGAACAGUCAUGUCAGGAGUAGCCACUCUGAGCACUGAUCAGCUUUGCUAACUGAUUUAAUGACUACCCAUGGCACCAUCCUUUUCAGUCUUUGCCAAUGGGAGGAACAGCACAUUUUAAACUUAUGGUUUGUAAAUAGAACAAGGGGACGUGUCUGGAACUUGAUGAACCAGGAUGAUAAGUGCCCAAAAGCACAGCUGGUUUGGAGCAAACACUUAACAAGUCAUUGAUCAAACCAUAAUACUAGAGGAGACUUUAUAAUGCACUUUAUUGUACAGUACUGCAUAGAUUUUGCCAAAAACUAUAAACAGAGGCUACUGUGUUUCAAAUUCAAGAGUGCUACAAAGUCAGUUAUAAGGUAUGAUUGAAUGAUUUGUUUAAACUUUCUGAUCAUGCCCUCUUUGCAAUAAAACCACUAUUUCAAGCAAGUAUACUAUAGAACUGUAAGUAAACUAAGCGGCUUAGGCGGAUUAUAGGGGAAUCCCCACUUUGAUGGGGAUUCUGUACCUGGACACGUGAAAGUGGGGAUUCCCCUGUUCCACUCCUGCCCAGUUCUGCCCCCGCCCCAUUUCAGCACCAAAAAUGGAGCAUGUGUUGAUUGCACACAGGUGGGGAGAUACCUGUACAUCUGUUUCAGCCCAGGUUUGCAUCAGAAGUCUUGAGGGUUGGAGUAGAAUGAGAAAGAAGCAAGAAUUAUUCACCCCAAGGGUAAAACCAAAUGCACACAUGAUUAAAAUGAUUAAAAAAUAAAUACCCUGAAAUAAACCAGGACAUUUUUCAAAUAGUUUUGUAGCUCGUGUAAUUUUCUGGCAUUAAGGCAAAACAGCGCAUUUCCCCUCUCUGGCUUUUACCUUUUUGUUCCCUUGGGAUACUGAAUAUUCUGUGCAGCUCUACUUGACUGAUACAUUUAAUCAAAAUUUAUACAGAUGAAAAAUGAAAGGCAUGAACAAAAUAAAUUCUAAAUGCAAACGAAGACUAACAGGCUCUUCUCAGAUACAUUGGAAGACUUAGUUAUGUGCAGUCUGCAGUCUGUAAGAUAUUUGAGACCAAACAGCUUAAAUUCUGGCUUGAUGAAUUUUGCGUUACGCGGUAAUUGCAAAAUGCUAAACUGGUUUUUCUCUUCUUCUUUAUGAAUUUCAGUGCAAUAAACAUUUUUGCUAAGACUAACUUAUAUGAAACAUGGAGAUAUAAUACUAUGGGGGUUGUGGGAUGUACUCUAGAUACACCAUAAUGACACAACAAACAUCUUGCUAACAGCAAGGGAUGCAUGAAAUGUGUUCCUUUACUUCUCUGGAGCUUUCUACUUUUCUGCCAUACAGUCUUGGAUAUCUGUCGGAAUUCCGUGGAAUGUAUUGGAUAAACUUGCUUUUAGGAACUGUGCACAUUAAUUGGAUAAGCAUUCAAAUUAGAUGUUGCCUUUUGCAUUCAAUAAGAUAGAUGUGAAUUCCCAUUUUUUAACAGCCAGAUACCAUGCACAAAGCUUUGUGCAUCCAGUCCCCUUCCUCCUUCCCCCUACAAAGGAAACUAAACCAAAUUGGAUUGAACAGAAUGUGGUUUGGGGGGAGAAUAGGCCAUACCAGUGGAACUAUGAUUUCUGGUUUGGGAAUCAAAGCUGCCAAAUUACUAUAGUAUCUUUAACACACUACUUAAACAAAGCAAGGUCACUCUUUUUCUCAAUUCACGUUGAAUAUGGUUUGGGGGGAAAUCCAUUAGAAUACAGUGGUGCCUCGCAAGAUGAAAUUAAUUCGUUCCGUGAAUUUUUUCAUCUAGUGAAUUUUUCGUCUUGUGAAGCACGAAAUCCCAUAGGAAUGCAUUGAAAAUCAAUUAAUGCAUUCCUAUGGUCAAAAAAAGUCCAAACAAAGCCAAAUUUGGUACAACAAGAGUUUAUUAAGUGCUCUUUAAAGUCACACAUACUGUAAAGAGCAUUUCAAAAUUCAAACCCAGAAUUUUUUUAAAAAAACAGCAGAGUUGCCCAAUGGUCACAGAAAAUCAUAAAAAUGCAGAGAAAAAAAACAAGCUUCCAGAUUCUUGCAAACCCUUCCCCAACUGUUCCCCCAGCCACCCAGCACACAGAAAUUCAAAUCCAGAAAUUCUUUUUAAAAACAGCAGAGUAGCCCAGUGGUCACAGAAAAUCAUAAAAAUGCAGAAAAAAAAACAAGCUUCCAGAUUCUUGCAAACCCCUCCCCAACACCAAGUCCUUGAAUUCCAAACACCCCAACCCAAAAUCCAACCCCCCCAAAAAAAGUUUUAAAAGCUUAACUUACCAAAUGGCUCCAAAAGAAGUUUUGGAAAAGCUUCAAAAAUCACCAAAGUCUUUAAAAACCUCAAAAAAGGCUACUAUGUACACUGCGUUCUAUGAGUUGCUCCUCGAAGUCAAGUCGCAACUGUAUUAACGGUGUUAAGAAAAAGGAAACAAACAUGCAAGACAUUUUCGUCUUGCAAAGCAAGCCCAUAGGGAAAUUCGUCUUGCGAAGCAGCUCAAAAAACGGAAAACCCUUUCAUCUAGCGAGUUUUCCGUCUUGCGAGGCAUUCGUCUUGCGGGGCACCACUGUACAGUAUUUCAUCAGAAACAACAGGAUAGAUACAGGAUACAUAUGGAUUGUGACUAAUGUCUACACACUGCUUCCCAAGCCAGCAAUGGGUGUGCAGGUUUAAUUUAAAUGGAAGUAAUGUUCAGGAGGCCUCUCGGAAGUGGUUGUAAAAGGCAAAUUUAUACAAGCUGCUUUUAUUUUUCCAGUGUAAUGCAUAAUCGGAACAAUCAGUGGAUACUUUUGUAUUCAUGAACACACACACAACGAUUCAGCAUGCAGUAGCCAGAGUUGCAAUUGUUAUAUGCACUGCCCCAUCAGAUAGUCUGCAAUAGUGUCAAAGAGCUGCUUGGGGCAGGGGAGGAGUGAGCACAGGCCAAAUUAGCAUCAUUACCAGGGUGGAAGUGGGGUAUAUGUUUGGAGCAGGAGAGGAUACUGAUGCACAGCACCUAUUUGUGCAUGCAGUUCCUUAUCAAGCUAGGGAUAUAUUCUGAGAGGCCUCCAAAGGAUUGAAACAACCACUGCAAAAAUGUAUGAUUACAAUCUUCUGUCUUUGUGUUGAUAAUAGCAUUGAAUGUUGGAACAGAGGGUUGGCACUGCCAAGAUUACAGGGUGAUUAAGGGAUUGAAGGACUGGAGAGAAGGGAAAGCACCAAAAGUCGGUGUGUCAUAUUGUGAAACUACAACCCUAGAUAGAUUAUUAGGAAUUAAGCUUUCUGAACUCAGCUGACCUUUGACCCUUCUAAGAGUUGUUGGUUUGGGUAGUAUGUUUAUGAUUUGUGUGAUUUAUCCCCAAAUUAAACUUACCUGCGCAAACUACUUCUGAGUCAGGAAUUUGCUGUUACUGCCUUGUUAUGACUAGGUAGUCAUGGAGGCAGGAGAAAUGGACCUCUGUAAUUCAUAAAGUUUAUUUUAAAAGCUGACAAAAUUAUCUCAAUUUGAUGGCCUAUAUUUCACAAUAAUUCCAUCUUGUUGAGGCAUUGUUUACUUUUUGAUGCUUUUGCAAGCACUAUUCCUGCUAUUGUAAGUGGGCUGUAUCCAGUGUUAGUCAUCAUCAAAACAGCUCCAUUGAAAUUACUAGAGAUGACUAAGUUAGGUUCCAUUGAUUGCAGUGGUUUUAGUUGGUUACAACCCAGUAUGUUUAAGGCUGCCAUUUCCUUUUCCAAUGAUGCACAGUCUUGAACUACAUGAAUUUAAGAGGCAUGCCAGUGGUUCUAUUUUAAGUUGAAAUAUUCCAUUAAUUAUUUCCAACACCAUCCUUCAAUAUCUAACUGUACUUUUAAAUUUUCGUUUCUCUUUGACCUCACUGCUUACAUUCCCAGGGAGUAUACAUGUCACCUGCCAACUGAGUAUACAACUUCAUGCAUCUGAUGAAAUAUACUCCAGUCCAUAAAAUCCUGUACCAUAAUAAAUGUGUCAGUUUUCAAAGUGCCACAAGAGACAUAGUGCAGCAUUUGGUCAACUUGGACUAACAUAGCUUUCAACACCUUUUUUCCUCCUUCCUCUCCUACCAGUGAGUAAUUUCCACGACUUUCAAUGCUGUUAGUAGGUAAAUUGUGCAAUCCCAUAGUUAUGUUUUAUAUUCUCAUUAUAAAUGCUCAGGCCAAGCUGUUUGUGUUCUAGGUACCGCAGAGAUGUGUGUGACCAAAGGUCUACUUUUGGCUUAGCCCUACUCCUGUGCAGUUUAGUACCAAAUAAAUGUAUCCAUUAAUUGCUUCGAUUCCAUCAACAGUCUUGCCCUCUGGCUGCAGAAACUGCAUGGCAAACAGAUAAAUCCAGUUUUGUUCAGGAAAUUUGACUAGGGGGGCUCAGAACAAUUAUAUGGUCAAUUUAAAUCAAACAUGAUUGUCUCAAACAUCAUUACCUUGCAAGGGCUUUAAAACUAAACAUUUGAGCCCUGAACUGACAGCAAGGGUCCCUGUUAGCUUAAAGGCUUGUUUAAUCUGACUAAUCUUUCUUCCUUUCAUUGUAAAUUGAGACCAAUGUAGAAGAAACAAAGAGAAAUGCUACAAAUGUCAAUGGGCACAAUCCUGCCAAAGUCAAGCACUUUUACAUUGAUUUUUGCUGGGGAGAUUCAAGCUCAAGCUUAAAUCCCCCACUGAACUCAAUCAGACUUAAAAGUGGUUAACUUUGGCUGAAUUUCCCCCAAACAUUAUUUUUCAGGGCCUGCAUGGUCACUUUGGUUCUACCAUCCCACUUUCCCUCUGUGCCUGCCUACCUGUGAGGAAAUCCCAAAGUUGUGCUAUUAAAGAAAUUCCAGCUCCGUUCUGCAUUAACAUCCUGGACCAAUACUCCCUAUUAGUUUAAUUAACCACAAGCCUAUAUAUUGUUGUUAGGGCUCCUCUGUUUGCCAUUCCUCUUUCCCCCAGAGAACCUGAUAUUUAGUGCUGCAUUGGAACAAACGGUAAAUGGGUUUUCUUCGGGGAAAAGCAGUGGGGCAAGGGCAAACCCACUUGGACCCAUGUGUUCUAGGCAGGGGGCAAGUGGAAGUGUGGAUGAGUCCUUAGUCUCUCACUACAGACAUUGCGUCUCUCUCUUUCGACUUUCUGCUGCUGACGUCUCUGGCACCUGUAUGCCAUCUAGUACCAUGCCUUUCAUUAGUUAUUUUGCCUGACCAAUAGAAAUAUGGGUUCCUGAGCAAAAUCCCUCUCAUGGAUGACAAAGAAGUAUCCUUUCCUGGCUCUGACUACUAGCUACUACUGCCACUAUCCUGUUCAUCCCUCACACCUCGGAGUAGGUAUGUUCCCCUUCCCCCAAGACUAGGAGUUAUUUUAGUUACAGAGAUGAAGGAACAGCCAGCUCACACUCUUUCCUCUCCAGGAAGCAAGGCAACUUGCUUUCCUCGCUUUCUUUGUGCUGUGUAUGCAUAUGUCUGGACCAUAAAGAAGGCUGAUCGCCAAAGAAUUGAUGCUUUUGAAUUAUGGUGCUGGAGGAGACUCUUGAGAGUCUCAUGGACUGCAAGAAGAUCAAACGCAUCCAUUCUGAAGGAAAUUAGCCCUGAGUGCUCACUGGAAGGACAGAUCGUGAAGCUGAGGCUCCAAUAUUUUGGCCACCUCAUGAGAAGAGAAGACUCCCUGGAAAAGACUCUGAUGUUGGGAAAGAUGGAGGGCACAAGGAGAAGGGGACGACAGAGGAUGAGAUGGUUGGACAGUGUUCUCGAAGCUACAAACAUGAGUCUGACCAGACUGCGGGAGGCAGUGGAGGACAGGAGGGCCUGGCAUGCUUUGGUCCAUGGGGUCACGAAGAGUCGGACACGACUAAAUGACUAAACAACAACAUGCAUAUGUAGAAACCUUUGAUACAGGUCUGUAAUGUAGCUAACUGUAGAAAGGUAAGAUUUGCAUUGGUUGCUCUGCCCACUUUUACUUCUGGCCCCACUCACUUUUGCCUUUGGCUCUGUCUGCCACUGUCAUACAGCCCUUUGAAAGUUGCCCUUAGGGAAUGUGGCCUUUGAAUGGGAAAAGUUUAUGCACCUCUGGGAUACAGGGACCAUAUUGAUAUUUCUGGAGUUCUGUUUCCAGGUCCUUGGGCACAGCCAAUCACAAGAGUUGCACCUACCUAGGGAAAUUACUUUAACAGCUCUUGUUAAGCUGUCACAGUGUUAACUACUACUUGAGUUCUUCAGUUUCUCUGAGAGACAGCAAGGUUUGCUCAGUUUGUGUGUCAGACUUGGUUGAGGGGAAACAUAGUCUCCCCACUCUGACAAGAUGGAGGACUAGUGAAGAUGGAUAUUUUACAGAGGCAUUGCUGUGAAAGGUUGGGUUACAGUCAGUUGGUCAUAUCAGUGAGCAGAAGAAGAAGAAGAAGAAGGAGAAGAAGGAGAAGAAGAAGAGUUUGGAUUUGAUAUCCCGCCUUUCACUCCCUUUAAGGAGUCUCAAAGCGGCUAACAAUCUCCUUUCCCUUCCUCCCCCACAACAAACACUCUGUGAGGUGAGUGGGGCUGAGAGACUUCAAAGAAGUGUGACCGGCCCAAGGUCACCCAGCAGCUGCAUGUGGAGGAGCGGAGACGUGAACCCGGUUCCCCAGAUUAUGAGACUAUCGCUCUUAACCACUAUCCCCAGAUUACGAGACUAUCGCUCUUAACCACUACACCACACAUUCCCUCUGAGAAGUUCCUGGGUAAUGCCCGCAUUCACUUGUUCUUGAUGCAAAUGUUGGGUCCCCUCCCAUCUGCUUUUUAUGCUACAGAUAAACCCUUUUUGUCAUCCAGUCUCUCUCCCACAUGCUUUAGUUCCUGAGUCCUUCUGUUAAUUCUUCCUGUAUUUUAUUGGAAUGAACUUAUUUCCUUCCUUGCAGCUGCAGCUCCUCACCCCACCUGCCACAUAUUUUCCUGAGUGCUACCAAACUGCUCUUUAAGCUUACUUUGUCUUUCACCAGCAAAGGCUAUCUUUUCUUUAUGAUCAUAUUCCAAGGAUAAUAAUGAUUAUGAUGCUACUCAUGUAGGCUAAAAGUGUUCAAAAGAUUUCACAUACAUUACCUUGCUACUCUUUCCUACUGAGCUGGCUACUGAUACCAUAUCUGAAUUGGGAGGAGGGUGUUUAAGGCUAAAAAACCCCAGUGGGGGGUUUAGGCUGCUGUAAUACAUUUGUGGCUGAAAUGAGUCAGGGUCUUCCCAGCUCACAGCUCCCACUUUUAGCCAUUAUUCUGUGCUACACCAUCUUUCAGUAACAAGUAACCAGCAAACUGGCAUAUCAAGUCAUCAAACUCAGUAACUUUUCUACAUCACAUUUAGUUUCUGUAUUCUCCAAUCUUGUUUUAUACUGCUCACAAAAUAAACUUCAUUUCUUAAAUGCACUUCCAAAGCACAGAUCUCAUCUCUCCUAAAUCGAGCUAGCUGACAUUUUUGCACAGACACAAAUAAGUGUAAAUGGAGAUUUACAAAAGGUAUAUAUGCUUGAGACCAGUUUCCAUGUUGCACCUUAUUUUUUCAUUCUGUUCUUCCAAAGAUGACUUAUUAUUAGGCAGUAUUCACCUAACAAACCUCAUCAGCGCACAAGAGUUUCCACUUGUGCAACGGGGCUUUCCCCUCUCUCCUCCCCGUUUGCCGCCCCCACUGGAGAAUUGUUCCAUCUGUCAAGCUGAAAUACUUGCAUAGGCUGAACAUUUAUAAUAGUGUGACACUUACUUCCAUCCAUGCUUUAUGUUCAAAUGUUAAAUUAAGUAAACUUAGCUAAUUCAAUUUUUGAUUAUGAAUUCUUUAAUGAUAAAGAAACACACAGUGCCAGUUGGGUUGGAAAGACCGGAGUAGAUGCAGUAGUAUUUUAUUUAUUAAAUUUAUAUCCUGCCCUGCCUCCCAAAGGAAUCCAGGGCAACAAAUAACAAGUGCUAAAACAAUGGAAAACAUCAUAACCAGUUCCAGUAUAGAUGUAGAUACCCCCUAGGGCCUAGGAUCAGACCAUAUCUAAGUAGGUCCCAUGCUGCUGCAUUCACUCUCAUGUUUCUCCUUUUUUCUCUAUGUAUGGAGGAGACCCUCCUGACUGAAAAGCCCAACUUCCAAUUCUUAGUUUUCUUCUCUUUUAUCAUUGUUGCAUUGUCUUGAAUGUUCUGCAGUUAAUUUACAUCAGUGUGGAGAAAAUGCAGAGCUGGUGCUGGAGAACAAAAUCCCUCAUUUGAGUGAGUUAGAGCUUAAUCCACAUGUGCUGAAUUGAAAUGCACCACUGGGAGCUCCAUCCAUAGCAGGCAAGUUGUCGUUACAUCCAUCUUUGUUCUGUCUGUCGCACAGUGAGAUAAAAUACAGACGCCUGAUCCUGGGUCAGAAAUUGACUUCAUCUUUGAAAUGCAAGUAGAAAGGUGUUCAUCAUUCCGUCCCUGUCCCCAAAAUUGCUUCAUUCACAAGAACUCUGAUAUCACAAAGAUUGCCUGCCCUUCAGUUAGGCAAUCACUUCUGAUGCCUCAGUUCAAUCCAUUAUAUUUACCAUUUGCCAUUUGCUUCCUUCAUUUUUCUGCCCAGAUGCUUAAAACAUGCUGACACAACGAAAUCCAAGGCAUUAAUAAAUCAAGAAACUCUACAUGUCUAAGGUGCUUUUCAAUGAGGUCAAACCCUUAUUAACUACAAGAGUUCUGCAGGGAAUAAGGCAUUCGUUUGCAAUGCAUUAUCUGGGCUCUUCAUAGGUAGUUCACCCUAACCUUUCCAAGAAAGUGAAAAACAAUUAAAGCUGAAUUACUUCAUUCAUAAUUCAGAGUGCUUGGGUGAGGGCUUCAUUUAUUAAGGACAUUGUGGAGAGUCUCUCAGAUCUACUUAUAAAAAUGGAUCACAGUUUGAGACCUGUGACCAGCCCUUGGUUGCAUACUCUUUUCAGGCUUCCAAGUGCUUUUCAGUUUCUGCUCCUACAGCUCUAGCACAGCCUGAAGUAAGAAGAGGUGCCCUGAGGUCUCUACUAAAACAGAAACUGUGUUGCGCCUGAUGGCUAGUUCCCAACUCCAUUCAUACAGGACUAAUCUGGACCCCCCAAAAUUAUUGUAUCUGUUCCAGGAGGAGAUGGGACCUAAUCCUAAUCUAAACCACAGAUAGGAAAGUUGUGGCCCUUCAGAUGAUGUUGGACAGUUCCCAUCUGUGUGGACCAUCGGCCAUGAUGGCUGGGACAGAUGGGAGUACUAACUAUGGAGUGUAACAUCCCCUGGCAGGUUAUAUGUUCCCCACCAUCAAAUCAAGCAAACAAACAGAGGUGUUGGUGGGUUACUGUUUCCAGCAUCCAGAUUCCACAUAGUUCAAUUACGUGGGAGGAAACUGAAUAUCCACAUGGAAUUUAUUGAAUUACUUUUUCAAUCAAUAGCUGUUAAACAUAAAUACUAAGAAUAAAAUCUCCAUGUUUAGGGACAGUAUCCUAGAGACAACAUUACAUCUUGGCUGUGGGCUUCCAAAGGAUAUCUGUCUGACUAUAGCUGGAGUCAUGCUAGACUAGCCUUCCCCAAGCUGAUGUUUUAAACUACAGCUCCCAUAAUCCCUAACCAGCAAGAAACAUGGUCAGAGAUUAUGGGAAUUGGAGCCAGACAGCUUUGGGAGGACACCAGGUUACCAGAGGCUGAGCUAGAUGGAUCUCUGGUCUGAUCUAGGCAAUAUCUAUAUUCUUAAAUAUACAUAAUGUAUAUAUCUCAGUACAAAAUGAUUAUAACCCUCAACCCAAGUCUGUACAUUUAGGUGGUAGCAAAUUUUUGAUAGUAUAACCUUUAGUAAGUAAUUGUUUUGAAUCAAUUACUUGCUGUUACUUGUACACGGCCUAGCUUCAGUGUUAAAGUGCAAUAUCUAACAAAAAUAAUGUCUUCAAAAACCUGUCAGAACUACAUAAUGGAUCUUAAGGGCCCAGCAGCUUUAUUUUCUUCAGUAGUCAGUACAUUUUCAUUAGCUGGUUCUCUGUUUCUGAAGAUCUUUCUGCUCAGGGGCAGAGUUUAGUAUCUCUAUUAGCUGUUCCUCAUCUCUUCCUUCCAGUGCUUCUUCAAAUGGUGAAAUGAGCAAGCCGCUAAGCAGAAAUUACUUCAAUAAAUGUAUUUUAUCAUUCAUGUAUAUCAACACAAAUGUGAAGAUUAAUUAGGGUUUUGCAUUAGGUGACCCUCAGCGUCCUUUCCAUCUCUACAAUUUUAUGAUUCUAUACUCAGAUCAUAUCAGCCAAUCUGGUAGGAUAAUACUAGGAAUAUAUCCAAAACAACAACAACAACAACAAAUUAUUUCAGUUUUUUCAGCACCAGUAGUUGGUGCAUAAACUUGGAUUACUGUGAUGUUGAAAGGUCUGCCUUGGAUUUCUGAGGAUUUUCUCCCAAUCUUUAUAAGCUUCUUUAAUAUGUGAAUCUAAGCAAGGAAGCAUGAACACAAGGAAAAUGCACAGGUGUGCAGUAAUGGUGCACACUUUGCACACAAAUUCUGAUUGCAUACUGUGUGGCAGCUCUAAAUUGUCCCUUUAAAAAGCCUUUGGCCUUUAUUACAUUAUAUUAGUUAUUAGGUGUGCAGUGCCUUUUGUUAGUGGCUCAUGAAUUGCUGAAGUGUGCUUCAGUGACUGUGUGAUCCCACAGCAGAUUUGAAAAAUGAGCUCAGCAAUUUCCAAAUAUCUCAGAGGAGCUCUGUAUAACCCUUGUACCCCUAUAAUCAUUACCUUGGGAUAGCACUCCUGUGGAAAGCAAUUCCAGUGUUAGCAAAUUAGUCAUCUGUGGGGCGCUCAGUGGCUGUUAAAGAACAGCCCACUUCUGAAUUCAGGCUCUCUUAUGGUAUAUUCAGAAGACAGACUUCUCACAUUGCUAGACCUGAUUUCCAUAAGCAGUGAUUAUCCUUCAGAGAUUAUGUACCAUCAGCAAUACACCCCUGGACAAUGAACAAUACAAGUCCCCCUCCAAGCAUUUUAAUAUUUCACUCUGUACUUUGAGAUAAUUUUGAGUUAUGAUAGUGUCUUCUUGUUUCACCAAUGCCGCUGAACUCACAUCUUACACAAGGGUUACGCUCCACAGAUGGCACGUAAAGCUGAACUAAUGUUCCAAGGGGUAUCCCUUGGAAGCGCCAUGUGAGUCAUCUGCAUGUAGAGAAUAUCUAGGAUAGUUUAAUAGGCCUAAUAGCAGCUUUUACACAAACAGUGUGACAAAUGGGUAGAUGUAAAUAGCACAUUGUUCCAAUAAGAAAUGCAAGUGUCUGUGCUUUGGUAAGAUGAAUUAACAGCAUCAUUAAUACUUAAGGAAUCUCUAGCCAACAGUGUCCAAAGGGACCUGUAGGUUGUCCUUGACCAUAGAUGCCCAUUCCCUGGAGCCUUGGGUGUCCGAGCACCCACAAAAUUCCCUAUGAAGGGGCUGGGCACCCACAAAUUUGGUGCCAGGGCCAUGCAUGCUGUAUCGCACCCAUGGGCCCGGGCACCCACAGUUGCAGGGCCAAGCAGGCAUUCCAGUCCUUGACAAUAAUAGCCAACCUCGUCCCCCUGAAUCUGAAGGAUGAAGGGUGGCUACAACUGAGAGAUCCUUGUCCGUAGUACUUCUUCCCCCACAAUUCUGUUUAAACCUAAUUGUGUAAGAUAAGGUAAAGGUAAAGGAUUCCUGGACAGUUAAGUUCAGUCAAGGGCAACUAUGGGGUGUGGUGCUCAUCUCCCUUUUCAGGCCGAGGGAGUUGGCAUUUGUCCACAGACAACUUUCCGGGUCAGGUGGCCAGCAUGACUAAAUCAUUUCUGCUGCACCAGAACACCGUGAUGGAAGCCAGAGCACACGAAAAUGCCGUUUACCUUCCCACCACAGCAGUACCUAUUUAUCUACUUGCACUGGUGUGCUUUCAAACAGCUAGGUUGGUAGAAGGUGGGGCAGAGCAAUGGAAGCUCACCCCAUUGCACAGAUUCAAACUGCUGACCUUCCAGUCAGCAAGCCCAAGAGGCUCAAUGGUUUUGACCACGGCACCACGCACUCCCUCUAAUUGUGUAUGCUGCCUAGAAACUCAUGUUAUAAGGUGAUUGGAAAAUGCAAAUAAUAAAUAAAAUAUUUUUUGUUAGAAAAGUUACUGAGAUUGUGCAUGUGAAAUGUUUUGAAGACCUAAAGGCACACUACGAAUGCUGGGCUAUGUAAGAAAUUGUGGGCACAAAAUGUUGGGUGGUGGGACUCCUAUAAUUGAGAUGUGAGUGGCUCACCAAGUAAAAUAGAGUGGAGAGUGGCAGCAAUUGCCUCCCAGCCAAUUUGGUUUUCCUCUUGGUGUGUCUGUAAAGUCCUGACUGGCUACCACUGCACCCCUCCCUCUUCUGGUAUGCAGCAGCAAUGCUGCUGCUGAGAGACUACUGAGAGCCUGUCUUACAUUCAGAGGAAUGUCAAGAGCGAUCACCCACUGGGCAUGUUGGAAUAAUUUGAAGCCCAUCAAACUAUGAAUAAAUAAAUCUCCAUUAUGUACCCCCCCUACCUUCGUCAUCCUCCUUCACAGCCUGUGCCAAAGAGUGGUGACCUUUGGGGUCAAGGUACUGUAAGUUUUCCUUCUGUUUUGUGAUCCCACAUUAUGGUGUGAGCCAACUGAUUCACGCCAUAGGGCGGGACACAAAAAACCCCACCCUUUUGGUUCUGUGCUCUGGCAUGGCCAGAGCAUGAAACCAAAAUGGGAUGUCAGGGAUUAGGAUCAGAAGUCAGGGCAGCUUCUGUCAAUCUGGAAUGUCCCACUUAAAAUGGGACAGUUGUGCAGGAUGACUUUUCUUGGCCUACCAAGGCUGCUACUGUGAGAGGAAGAAACCAUGACGCUAUCAAAUUUUAUUGCACUCUGCAUUUGUUUGUCCUAUCGUGAUAAAAUUUCAUAUUUUUUGUGACCAAACAUACUUUAUUCUUUACUAAUAAAGUGCAGAGAUCAAUGAGUCCUGCUGAGUAAAUACGAGAAAGAGCAGCAGGGUCACUUGCUAUCGUCUUAUUUUGAUGAUAAUUUAUUAUUCACUUAAUUAGCUAAAUGGUUUUCUUGAGCCAAUAGGGAGUAAUUUGAAAAAUAUUCAUACUCGUAUAUUUCAAUAGGUCAUUUGUAGCAAUCAAAUAAUGAAACUGAACUUCCUUUAUUGGAAAUGAAGUGUAUUAAAAGUAAAUCCACAGAUCAAAGGCCAAACCAAAAUGUAUUGGCAAAGUGAAGAGAAUGGAUGUAGCACUCAGAAGAUGAAUAUGAUAAUUCCUCCAUGGUUUGUCUGUGUUUGCAUGUUUGUUUGUUAUAAGUAUUUUUAAACCGCCCUUCUACCAUGUGUCUGCGAUAGUAUACAAACCAAAUAAGAAUGUAAUAAUAAUAGUAAUAAUCAUAAUAUUUUGAAAUUAUACUCUACUUGAUAUACUGAGAGCUUAGAAAAUGUGGGGAUUCUGUGACUGGGAGAAACUGGUUUGCUUGUGGGUUUUUCCUGUGGAGUCAUUAAUAAAUGUAUUUUGGAAAGAGAAGAGUAUUCUAAUCAUAUUGUGCAGCUACCGUUCAGGGAGUAGCACAGGGAGUAAAUGCUUGCUAAUGCAUUUUGUAUUCUUGGCAGUUCCCACAGGAUUGCACUAUGGGGUUAACGCCAGAUAAGCUGUGCAAACAAAUUGCUCUGCUUUACCAAACUGGUCAGAGGUGGUAGGGGGUUAUUCUUCAGGCAGUGAAAAAUUAGAGAAGUUAUAUUCAGUGAGAGAGGCAAGCAUGAGACAUUAUAACAAUCCCUUGCUUUUAUACAGGUGGAUAAUUCUUAUAUUUCUGGGGUUAAGUGGAAAAAGCAAUUUCAAUAGAACAGGAAAUCCCUCAUGCACGACUUAUAUCUCUUCAUUUAUAUUUGCUUUAGUCACUGUGUGUACUGCAUUGCAAUCCUGACUUUUAAAAAGGAUCAUAUCACCCACCCAGGCCAUAAAAGAAAUGUAUUAGCUAACAGGGCCGCUGAAUUACUGGAUUUAUUCAGUCUCUUUGUUGGGCUGAGUAAUAAGAGAGUGUUGUUAACCUCUGAGAGUUCAAUCUAUAGGUACACUUUUAAGUGCCAAAGUUAGUUUAGCAUUGUAUACUGAAUGAUGAUUUCUGAUCUCAUUCACAGCAACAUAAACAGUGUACACCUGUUUAAUGGAAUAUAAAAGUUACAGAAUUGAUAGGGUAGUUUCUCCUAGAUACGUAUGAGGCACAUGUCCAAUCCCCUGAUAUUUUGAUAUUUUGUUUUAAGCUACUUUGACAAUAUGUUUGAAAGGUAGUAUAAAACAUUAUUAAAUUGAAAAGCAGUCACAGGAGGCUGCCAAUUACAGCGCAGGACUGCUUAAUUGUUUCCCCUCCUAUGUGCAUAGUUCCUGGGUGAAGGGGAAGUACUUGAAGAGGGGACUUCCUGUAGAGCUGAAGGAGAAGAGGGAGGAGUGUGGUUCUGGAGGACAAUAAUACAUGCAAAACAUGUUCAACUGCGGUAACAUUUGCUAACUAAAUAGGCUUUUUAUUUCAUUUUUGCUUUAGUGAUUGGUACACCCCCAACUUACCACUUUGUCAUUUUCUUUCAGUAUGUGAAAUGUAAAGAGUUACUUCCUUAGAUUCAGAGGCAUAGCCAAGUGAACAUAUUGUUCAUAUUAUCACUGGCAGCCCCUAAAAAUGAGGAUUUAUUAGUGCCACAAAUUAUACUGUUGUGACUCCACUAGGAAAAUUCAAGCAUAUUUAAAUAGAGGGGAAAAGCAGAGUAAUUGAGAUUUUAAUUCAUUCAAGAUAGACCAAAAAGAUACAGAACAGAAGGAUUUGAAACAGCUUUUUUAUGCACAGCCACCUUUCUCCUGCAAGAGAGCAGAGGCCACAGAUGCUCAUUUUGCGGGAUUGGAUGGCAGAAACUCUCUGGCAGAAUGAAAAUGUGCAUCUUACAAAAAGUGGCCAUGAAGAAUAGAAGAGAAAAGUAUCUCUUAUAAAAUACAAGGGAGUGUGUCAGAAUACUAAAUUACCAGCAAACCGAUUUCUCUAUUUGCUUCCUUCAAAGGAAGGUUCAUGUAAAAUAACCAGAGCAACUACGGUAGAUACCUGACAAUUAGGGCAAAUGCAAAUGAGGUCAAGACACUUCUAGUCCACAUAUAGACAUACACAAACAUACAUGUGAGCUGAAUGUUAAAGAAACAAUGUCUAAUGCAAAUUGGAAUGGCUAUGUACUAUAAGUGCAUGGGUGAUUAAUGGGCUCAUCCACACAUCCGUUUGCCUCCCUGCUUUUCUCCAGGAAAACCCAUAGUUUAUUGCUGAAUCAGACCAUUGUUAUUUGUUCUGUUUCAGUGGUAAAGAGUGAGUUUCCCAGGGGAAAGCUAUGGGGCAAACACAAAACCACUCAGACCUGUGCUUUAUAGGCAGAGGAUGAGCAGAACUGUGGGCAAGCCCAAGGUCAAGGCUGGGAAGUAGGAGAAGCAGUGAGCUGAAUUUCUGCUCGUUGCCACUGUUUGAGCUCAAUGAACCAAUAGGUCUUCCACAGUAGGAACUGUGGACUUCCACUAGUUGCUAACUUUGCCAAGUAUUUAUAGAUAUAUAUAGAUAGUGCGUGUGAAAUUGAAUUGAAGACUCCUGAGUACAGUGGUGCCUCGCAAGACGAAAAGAAUCCGUUUCGCGAGUCUCUUCGUCUUGCGGUUUCUUCGUCUUGCGAAGCAAGCCGUUUAGUGGAUUAGCGCUAUUAGCGGCUUAGCGGGCUUAGUGGAUCAGCUGAUAAGCGGCUUAGCGGAUCAGCUGAUAAGCAGCUUAGUGGCUUAACGGAUCAGCUGUUAAGCGGCUUAGCGGAUCAGCUGAUAAGCGACUUAGUGAUCAGCUGUUAAGUGGCUUAGCGGCUUAGCGGAUCAGCUGAUAAGCGGCUUAGCAGCUUGGGGAAAAGGGGGGGAAAAGGAAAAAAACCCCGCAGGAACUCGCAAGACAUUUUCGUCUUGCGAAGCAAGCCCAUAGGAAAUUCGUUUUGUGAAGCACCUCCAAAACGGAAAACCCUUUCGUCUAGCGAGUUUUCCGUCUUGCGAGGCAUUCGUCUUGCGGGGCACCACUGUGCUUACUGUUAACUUAUUAUGUAAAUCUUGUUUAUUAAUAUUUUGGGUUUUUUUAUUAAGUAAGUCUUCACAAGGUGAAAAUAUUACCAUAUCUGAUUUAGGGAAUCAUGUUUGAACAGGCCUGUCACAUGAAGCCAUCAAGGACCAAUUGGACCAGUACUCCAAAAGCAAAAGCCUCUUCUUCUAGCACCCCUUUCUGAGAAAGGAAGAGGCCUGUCAUCCCAUCCAGAUUAACCUUUGUCCCUCAUUUUCAUACCGCCAUAUAUAUUGUUUUGCUUCUUGGAUUUGGAACUUCUUGAGGGCUGAAGAAGAGAUUUAUUAUUACACUUCUUCCAUUGGGGAUUCUUUCCCCUUCACUGAAUGAAUCGUCAAUGAGGGAUCACAAUUUAGGUUUUAUGCAUUAGUAUAUGUGGGUUUCAUAAUUUGUAAGGUAUUUUUAACCUUCUGAAACCUCUUGGUGUCAGUUCUGAUGAAGAGUGGUGUAAAAAUGCCAAUUUUCAGUCUUGCUGAAACCUGAAGUAGGGCUUCAUUGUCUGAUCUUAAGCUUUGGGGAAAUCCAUAUUCAUGGAGUCUUUUCCUGAAAUAAUCCAUGUUGAGUUUUAUAGGUUCAAGCCACCUUGGGUUAAGGAAAACUGGUGACCUAUGCAACUUUAUACCACAGGUGUAAAAUGACUAGGCUAAUUCUCACACAUUGGGCAGAUGCAUUCUUCAAGCAGAACACAUUACAGUAGGCCAAUCCACACAUUGUAGCUUCCACAGAGAUAAUUGAGACCAUGAUAAAGUAUCUAGUUUCCAGCAGGGAUUCCUUAGCAGAUCUUAGUUCUAAUGUUUUACAUGAACUCUAGCAAUAAGACCUAACUCAAAUUAAUCUCUGAGCUGAACAUUGAACCAUGCUAGGGGGUUCUGAAUUCCCUCUAACAAUCAGUACCUAUUCUUACGAAUGACCUGAAAACAAAGAAACAAACAUUUUUAAAAGCAUAUCCCUAACCAUUUCCAAUAUAUUGUACCUCUCACUGUGAAUUGUUUUUCAAAAUAUUUCCUGACUGUUUCUAGCCUACAGGGAGCUAGAGAAAAAUCCCUACUUGGUAUUGGUACCGAAAUGAGAUGAGGGAGGCAGAGAUUUGUGAAGAAGUUUAUAAUAGUCACAAGCCUAUUUCUGUAAAAACCCACACUAAUAGGAUUUCUGUAUUUCCCCUUUGGAACCUUCAUUGCGGUGUUUUUUAUUCAUACUCCUAGCUAACCUUUCCUAUUAAAGGCAAAGUAACUUGACUGACAACAUCAGAAUUCUGUGUAUCUGUUUUGUUUCCCAAAACUCCAAAUGUCAUGUGGUCGUUUUACCUUAAACUUACUGUAGUAUUUCUCUCUCUUUUUGUUUUCGUCUUUGUCCUUAUAAUCUGCAAGAACAGCAGCUGCAAAAACAACAACAAACCAGGAAAUGCACAUGUUAAGUAGAAUGUCACUCACUGUGUGCAUUAUCAGCAGGAAUUCAGAAUGUAAUCUGUUUUAUACAGUGUGUUAAUACAGCAGAUCACAUUUUUAUUUACCUAUUAUCAAAAAGCAUAAGAAAGGAGCUGCAGCAUGAAUGUAGUUAUAGCUCAAUUAAGCUAGAAUUAAUCUGAUUUUCUCUUUGUUACAUGUGUGUGUUUGUGAGUGUGUGCUGGAGGAAACAGAAAUAAUACUGCAGUACUAUCACCCAAUUCAUGCUUCUCACAUUCUUAAAAUGGAAUUCACACGAGCAAUAUAUGUAGGAUUUUGCAAACUGCAGUUAACGGUGCUGGUGCAAAGUGAACUUGCAAAUAGCACGGCAGACAGUUAAGAAUACAAGUUUUCUUCACACAUCCCCUAACUUUUGACUACACUUGGAGUUUCUUCCACCCUGGGUUAAGAAAGAAUUUGUUCUUUGUGGUUGAUUAAAUUGUGUAUGCCCCUACUGAGAGUGUUAAUAGAAUUUUUGUCCAAUUCCAAGGGGGCUGUAAAUUGCAACACAUUCAUGCGACACCACAGGUUGCACUCGGACAAAUGAUGUAUAUAAGCAAUCCACAGGAGACUUAUUUAGUGGCUUUCAAGGGAUGGGGAAAAACUGGUUGUUGUGGUCUGGAGAAUGUGAUGAAAGUGGAAACUGAGAAGGUACUUCAUAUGUUAAGGGUCUCACCUAACAUAAAGUGAAAGGGAGCAAAGCAAUGGCAAUGAAGUUGGAUCUCCACAGAAGUGGACCUCUGUUCCAUGAAUGCAAGAAUGAAAAGGGGUUGGCUCUUCGUAUAUUGUGAAAGUUGCUGCUAAUUCAUUGUAUUUUUCCUAUGGGAGUUGACUGCAAUCUAAUUUACAGGAUUUUGAACUGAGACAUGGAAUGUUGAGUGUGAAUUAACUCCAAUGGGGGGGGGAUAGUCUUAUCUUUUCUACUUAAUUACUAAUAAUUCUAUUCCUCCUCCCAAAAAAAAUCUUCAUUGCACUGAGCUAUUGCUAUAAAAUGUAAUUAUUCUGAUGACUUUGGUUAGUAAAGCUGAAAUCUACCUGGGGUUGCUUCCUUUGCAUAAAUCACUCUUCUUUCCUAUAGCUGCUUAAAAGUGCUGACCAGAAAACAGAAGAUUAAAGCUUUCUAUUCUUGAAAAGGGGAACCUUUCCAGUUUCUUUAACAGAUGUUUCAAAUUGCACAACACGUAUCUUAUGUCUCCGAAAGAUUUUUAUUAGCACAGUGUCUGGGAUCACCGUUCCUCAAAACUCUUCUGCUCUGUCCUCUUUCUUUGUGAGCUUUCCUGCUGAUUGCAUGGUUGCAUGACUAAAAGCAUGCUGCCUUCCUGUUUAUGUACUGUCAUUCAUCAUCAUAUGGUUUCAUAUGAGGGAGAGGGACGCCUUGCAUUUGAUACUACCAUCUGGGGAAGACGGCAGGGCCAUGCAAUGAGAAAUGUCACACAUCCAAUGAACAAGAAUCAAACAUAUCAUAUAGAAAAUAGGGUCCUCUUCACAUCAAGAAUAGAUCCCAUCCAGCUUUACAUUGAAACGAAAAGAAAAAAGUGUAUGUAGUCUUUUUUUGUUAAAUUGUUUUCUUACUUUUUCCUAGACUUCGCCCGGUGGUAUUACCUGUCUCAGAGAGGUAAAAUUUAAAUCAAUUUGACUAACCUUCAAAAGAAGAAGUUUCCCCCAUUAUGAAUUUAACAAUGAUAUAAAUCGUUAUUGCUGCUUUCCUACCUCUAAGGUUUUGUUUAAACCUGGGAAAAGUAGGCCAGUACUUUGAGGUGACAGCUGCUGACCUCUGGCAUUCUACCAUGCUCAACAUUUAAUACAGAGUGAACUCUUUUGAUGUGUUAGUUGCCACAGAAUAUAUUGUGUGAUUCUACCUGUGGUAAACUGUUUCAAAAUGCUGGAACAAAGACAAGCAGCUAGAAAUAUGGGGUAAAUCAAUUCAGGUCUCCCACCAUUUUCCUCUACCCCAUUAUUAAAGCUCACUCACAAAGUUUGUGAGAUUUCUUAGCAUAUCAUUAGGAAGCACAACUUAAGAGAACAUUUGCAACCACUAAACAAGCUGUAUAGUAAAUAUUCAAAACGUGACCUUAUUUCUCAAAUGUGCCCUUGGUAUCUGUACGCGACCAUCCAAAAGAGAUUAUUGCCCUCUUCAGAUAUUCCAGCAGCUGUCUACAAUACUAAUGUAUUGAAGCUGAGCCCUUCAUCCCAUAACCCUCUGUGAAUUGAAAGGUGACCUUAUGAAGAGGGGACCCUGCUUCAACUUGUGUAGGUUCCCUCUGUGAUGAGGAACUCUGGAAAAUCAAGAUUUUACAAUCCAAGACAAACAGAUCCUGUUGAGAUCAUUAUGUCUGGGGCUGGUUCUCACUGUCAUGGAUGAGAUACGUGACUUUGUAAAAAAUAAAUACUGUAUUUUUUGCUCUAUAAGACUCACUUUUUCCCUCCUAAAAAGUAAGGGGAAAUGUGUGUGCGUCUUAUGGAGCGAAUGCAGGCUGUGCAGCUAUCACAGAAGCCAGAACAGCAAGAGGGAUUGCUGCUUUCACUGCGCAGCAAUCCCUCUUGCUGUUCUGGCUUCUGAGAUUCAGAAGAUUUUUUUUCUUGUUUUCCUCCUCCGAAAACUAGGUGCGUCUUGUGGUCUGGUGCGUCUUAUAGAGCGAAAAAUACGGUAAAUCUGAAGCAAGCCAGGGAGAGCCAUUUCUGUGGUUGCAGUUGAUUAAAUACUAGAAUAAAUUAGAGACUUUGUCACAAAGACAGCACAAUUCAGCAAAGCUAUAGCAUGCUUUGGAGAAAUACAGAUAGCACUGGCGGUUUAUUUGAGACUCCUACCACAGCCACUCACUGUUGAAAGGCAAGAUGUAUUUUAAACUAGAGAACUUUAAGGAAACCACUGGUUAUGUUGGCCUUAGGUUCUUUGGCUUUAAAAAACUCUGAAUAUAAGUUGCAGGCAAGUGGGAAGGAACCUUUAGCUAAUAAGAAAACCACUUUCUAAUGAAUUUUACCUGUUAUAUUAGACCUUUCUCCUCUAGUGAUAAAUCUGCCGUCCAUGCAGUUCAUGGCAGUUUUACAACUAAUGGUGGUCAUUUCAAGAACAUUCUUUUACAUAAUUGCUUUUACAUGAUGAGAAGAAAUUUAUCAUACAGGCAAUGUAAAAUUCAUUUAUCCUUACAAUUGGUAAGCACCCUGCAUUCCUGUACAAUCUAGGGAUGAGCUGAAAAAUUUAUAGGUAAUGCAAUUGAGCAAGGAAUCUAAAUGUGCCCCAUGAAAAAAAAUAUUUGUUUUUGAUAGACCAGAAUUUCCCCUAAAUAGUUUGAGGAAAAUGGCUUCUAAUGAAUGUGGUAAAUCUAGAGAGGGCUUAGUUCACCAAGUCUUAAUUAAAUGGGCACAGAUGAGGUUCCCAAUAAUGGCAUGUAAGUAAUGCUUGCAUCAAAGGAGAAACAGAGUAUACUGAUGCUGCUGGCAGGAGCCAGCAUUAUCUGAGAUGGUGUUGCAUAAUCAUGAAGACUAUUUACAUGGCACAUCAUUGCUGUGAGUCCUGGAAGACCUGCUCCCCUGCCCUCUUGGCAUGGGAGGGCGGGGCCCACCAGAGACCAUCUUGGCUGUCAGUCCUGGAAGACCAACAUCCUGCCUUGAAGGCCUUUUCCACCUGGGCUGGGAGGGUAGGGCCCUGACUGACCCAGCUACAAAAAGCUGAGGGUGCUGAUCAGACUCUUGGGCUAGGGUGGGAGUUGUUUUUAUUUUAUUAUUUUAUUUUAUUUUAUUUUAUUUUAUUUUAUUUGUUUUUUUAUUUUAUUUUAUUUUUAAAAUUUAUAUACUGCCCUUCAUCCAAAGAUCUCAGGGUGGUUAUUGCUGUUUGUAUCUUUAUUUUAGAUCUUGUUAUUUAUGUCAAAAUUGUUCAGUGUGUUUGUGUCCUUUUAAAUGUUUUAUUUAUUUUUAUGACUACUUUUGUUAUGUUGUAGCUAUGUAAUUUUUUCAUAUUGUAAACUGCCUUGAACCUGGUUUGAACUGUGGAAAGGCAGCAUACAAGUAAUAUAAUGAAUCUAUGCAUUAUUAAAAGUUGAGGGGCAGUCCAUUAAGAACUUGUAGCUGAUCUACCAUAAUCUACCCAAUUGCCUUGUCUGUAAGUGAAAUAUUCAAAACGAGCCUAGAAUUCCUGGAAAACAUGGACCAAUAAGGGCUUAUUUUUAUAACAGAUCUCACCAUGCCCUCCUUUAGGAAACAUUAGCUAUAGACAUUAUCAAAUCAACCAUUCAUGUCUCCUACUAAUAUAAUUUUGUUUUCAGCAAAGUCAGUUAAUAUUUGAAAAAAAUAUAUUUUAAAAAACCCACAUUAGGUACAUAUACUUACCCAGUGGUCCACUUAAAUUCAGUAAAUUGAGCCUAUCAUCUGGGUCGGAAUACUGAUUUUUUUAACUGCCAAUCCUGAUUCUUUAUAUAUAUUACUGCUCCUUUUGUUUUUCUUUCUCUCCACAUGCAGCAUAUACUAUCCCAAGGAAUCUGUUUUUAAGUAAGCUUUCAUAACCUUUCUAUAUAUGUGUAUCUUGGAAACAAACAACAUCAGUUUUGCCUUUUUUAUUUUGAAAAGACUUUUUUCCAUUUUAUAACAUCAUCGAUCCCCCAAACAUUAAUAGGAAAAAUGUUUAUUUUAUUUACAAUGAGAAAAAAGUCCAGUAAAUAGUAACAAAAACAAAGUUUACUGGCAACCCAACUUGGAAACCUUAUUGCAUUCAACUGAGUUUCCUAUAUUUUAUAAAUAAUCAUGAGAUUCUUUUCUUGGGAUUUGUUUCUUCUAUCAUUUCUAUUACCGGAGUCGCCUCUUCCACAUUCCAGACAACCACCCAUUAUUUGUCCAUUUGAACAUUAAGACUAAAAGGGUACCAUAUUGGAUGUCUCUUUCUCUCAAAUAUAUGGUCAAUCAUUUUAAAUCUCUUCUCUUUUACAAUAUGUACAAACUCACAUCUGUCAAAACCUCAAUAUUAAGUUUUUCAAUUUUUAAUUCUUUUCUUGGCCUCGGUUUCUUAAAAAUAGCAUAUUUAACUCAGAAGCUAAUAUAUUUUACAAAAGUGUCGCAAUCAAGUUUAUUCCAUUAUGCAUAACAUGAAAUAAUUUUGUAUGCCUACUCAAUGAUCAUUUCACACAUUUGGUCUAAUUCUAAGAUAUCUUUAAAUAAUAGCCAACCAGAUUGUCACAUUCAAUUUAUUCUGGAAGACCUCUCAGCUUUAAUUGUCUCAAUUCUGAAACUAAUUGUUCAACCUUUAUUGGAACUUAUUGACCUCUUGUUUGUAUAAACUGUGUUCAGUAGUAAUUUCUCUUCUUUCUACAACACAAUUACUUCCUUUAUUUUCUUAACCAUUUGCUCUUGCAUCCGCACUUGGCUAUGCAUAUCUUGGAAUUUUUUUAUCAUAAAAACCAUUCCUGACAAUUCAUUAAUCUGUCCCAUAAAUUUUUGAUCUCUCUCUUGAAGCAAUUGCUUUAAGUUAUCCUUUUCUUGCUCUAGUUUUCCUAUAUUGUUCUAGUUUCUGAACUCAUAAGUAAGUCCUUUCCUGCUCUUUCUUCAUAUUUGUAUAAUUCAUUGGAAAAUUCCCUUUUCUUCUGCUGUUACCUACAUGAUUUUGUCUUUUCCUCUCUCUGACUUUCUUGUUUUCCUUCCCCAUCAUAAAAAAAUCACAGAUUUCCCCUUUGAUUUCCUUCUUUCCAUCCCUUUCUUUCCACUUCUUUAGCUCAUUCUAUAUCAUCCUAUCUUAAGGAAAUUCUUAAUCUAAUCAGCAAGUAUUUUAAUUCAUUUUAAAAGUCCAUUCAAAUAUUUUCAUUACUAUAAUCAGCAAUAAUUUCUUUAAAGAAAAGAUAAAACAAUAUUCCUUAGUUCUUAUAGCUCUUAAAUAAUCAAUAUUGUUUUGAUCAGAUAUCCCAAGAACAGCAAAUUUAUAUAGAAGGAUUCCAACCAAUAUUAUUGUUUCUAUCAUUAGUUUACAAUUAUACCAGUUCAUUAGUUUAUACAGAAAGAGGGAAUAGAAGAAAAUUGGGCGGGGGUGGUGAAGAGAAAGAAAAGGAAAAUGUUUUAUAGAAGCCACGGCUGUGCAACUAAAUAGUGUUAAGUAACAAGAUUCUUAAGAGAGGCUAAGUCCCUAAAUAAGACAGGUAAUAUUGUUGCUAUUAACUAUUACUGAGGAUCCAAACUGUUCCAUUCGAGUUCCUAAGAUUGAUAGAUUACACACAGAGAGACACAAAUAUUUCAAGGAAUAUGAAACAGGCUAGUAAAUUACCAGCUAAUGUAUAAGCAAACAUGAGGGCUUUUGUGCUAACUGAUUCAGGGAGAUACUAUAUCAAUACUUAAGUAUCCAAGAGAUUAUACUUUUUAUUCUAUUUCCCACACAACUUAUUCAAGCGGAGAUAUGAUUCCAAUGACUCGUAAUUACAAAGAUAUGUAACACAACAGUACGACAAGUACCCAUGCAUAUUAUAAAUGUUAGUGAUAAAUAUAGGUAAGGAUAAUAUUAUUUACCUAUCUGCUGUAAUAAUUAGAUGUGCCAGAAAGAACUCAUCAAUCAGAAGAUAUUUCUACAGGUACUGAUUGAGAUAAUAGUAAAACAUUCAUUAGAGGCCUGUGUGUGUGUGUGUGUGUGUGUGUGUGUGUGAAGUACAGGAACAGAAUAGGAAAGAUUUACUGAAGCAGAUUGAUAAUUUGGAAACAACAAUUUUGAAAAUCUUAAUAAAUAUCUUAUAAAAAAAAGAUAAUUUGGAAACAGAACUGCGAAGAAAAUGAACUGUAGACUGAUUGUAUGGACUCUGCUUUUAUAUUAUAUGGAAAUACAAAUAUUAUCUGUUGGUUUGGGGAUUAAUGGGGUUAAUUUGUUAAUCACUGCACCAGAAAACAAAAUGGGUGAUGGUAGAUUUCAUUGAGGAUAGAAAGCCUCUAUCUUCUUGGGGGGGCAGGUGUUGGUAUAUUUUGGAGGUCAUGUAUCCAGAAGCUGUUUUCUGAGUGUAGCUGGUGUUCAGAGAUCAGAUCAUGGCAUGAUCUCAGGGGCAGACAAGAGUUUGUACAGUAGGGAGAGAGGUGGCAAGAAAGCCAUACUGGGAUUGUGCAGAGAAUAGCCAUAGGUAAUCAGGGAGGGUUUUACCCCAGAAGUUAUAAAGUAUUUCCAUUAUACAUUUGCUCCAGUCAGAAGCUGCUUACAUGCUAGCAACCUCUCCUUGUUAUUCUUAUAUGCUAAGAAUCUUUAUUUUGUCUUUCAGUAAAUGUUUUUUGUCUUGAUUCCUUUAAACUGUGUUGACUUCAUUUAGAAUUCACCCAUGUCUUCAGCCAAAGCCCAUGCUACUUUGAGGUGCUUUUGGGAAGCCACAAGGAAAGUUUUAGGGUGACUGGGUAUCUUUUAAAAUCCUGUCAGUUUGGACAAGGCCAUGAUGCAGAUAGGUUCAAGAACCUUGCCCACAUCUUCAGGCUACAGUAAGUAAAAAGCAACCAAGCAACUGCAAUACAAGGUCUCAUAGCACAGCCCUGAAGACAACCUGGGAUGUAAGUCAAUGGAAAUGAGAGCGAUUUUAUUCACAAAGUGUUCUGCAAACAUGUUACAAUGGGCCAUUGAGUAUUCUGCUCUAAAUGACCACAGCAGUAAGAAGGAAUGCUUUGCCACUAUAGCCGCCAUGCAUCAGUCUCUAAAAUAAACACAGACUGAUGCUUAUUUGGAUUUGUCCAAAACUUGCCACUACUAUUGUACUUUUGCUGGUUUAUUGCCUGGAGCUACCUUUUAUACCAUGGAGCAGUGCCAUCUAUUUUCAGUUGGAGAGGACAUCUCAGAGUUAUAUCACCCAGUCAAGCUACCACACUGUUCCAAAUAUAAACUUAGACUUCAACAACAUGAACAAAAAUUCCAGCAGCAGUCUGAAAACCAAGUGGACUCAUCAGCCACUGGGGACAAACAUUUCAAAUACUCCUACUGUGGACUGGAAGCUGCUGAAAUUACAUUUAUAUCCUCAUUUACAAGAUUUUUACAGGAAUUAUUACCAAUGAUGCCAUUGUUGGUGAACCAAGUCAUCAUCAAUUCAUGACAAGGCAGUUGCAUUAAUCUCCUCUGCUCCCAAGCAAAUUAUAUCAAAAUUCAAAUAAAUUUGCAGAUGAGAGUGCGCAGCACAUGACAGUUCAGCAAUGUUCUGGGAGUUGGGCAGUCCCGAAAACCUGAGCAUCAUUGGCAAGAGUGGCCUCAGUAUGGAUUUUGAAGUUAUCUGAGACCAGUGUUUUGGAUAAUCUCAAUACUGGAUCAGAGACCACCUACAGGCCAGUGAGAUUCUACCAAGAAACAAGGAGGGCACUAUGAAAGCAAAAUCCCCUAACCUAGAGUCCAGCAAACAAUGUGAUUUGGUGUAUGGGAAACCUGUGUAGCCAAGUGACUUCAUUCACCCUGUUGCCCAUCAGUUUUUCCACUAAUGCUGUGCCAGGAAACUGGUCAGACAUAACUGGGUCACAUCCAAUCAACCUCAUCCGGCUAGAUCUUACUAAUUGAAAGAGAGUAACAUGCAACAUUACAACAUUGAACCAGGUUACCAUAAACCAUUAUAGAGUGAUUGUGUGCGUUUUAAUCCAAGAUUAAAUAUUGAAUCAAUAAAAACAAAAAAUAAGCAUUAAGCAGUAACACUUUUAAGAGAUGAUAGGUAGUUGAUGAAACACACCCCACGUUACUUUGACUAGAGAGGGCCUGGGUCAGGAGAUCUUUAAUUGCUUUCACCCUGUUCUCCUUGCUGGACCAGUAGCUAAUUAAUCCCCUUAAUCAACAUAGGUCUCUCUCUGUCUUCCCACCACCUCAGAUGCAACUACUGCCAAAUCUACUAAGGUUACAAAGAGGACCUCCUUCAAAGAGAAGCCAACUUUCCACAAUUCCUAUUAUGAGAUAACACAUAACUUUCAACCAUUACUAGCUCCUUCUCUCCAAAGCCAAGAUCACCUUGCAUUGCAUCCCUAAGCAAAACUGCAGCUCUCAGUAGAGGAACAGCUGAGAAUGAGCGUAGGGUAGAAAUGAGAAACCGCCGUUUCAGCCAUCAUCACAGCAGUUGAAGCUGGCAAUAUGCAAACUACAGGUUGGCUGAACACAGGAGAACUAGAUGACUUUUGCUCUCCUCUCUUGUCUGUAUUCCAAUAUGCCUGUGCCGGACCACAUCAGUGAAAUGAAUUUCUUUUAUUAGGAACUAGUUUUGAAGACUGAUCUGGAAGUGGUAAGUAACUUCUUUACAGCAGCAAAGAUUUGUAGUUCGAGUAGUUAGAAAAAGGCUGAUACUUUUUCCUUUCAUUGGUAUACAGUGGUAACUCUGGUUAGGAACACUUCUGGUUAUGCACGCUUCAGGUUAAGAGCACCACUAUUCUGGAAGUAGCUUCUCCUGGUUGCGGACUUUGCCCCAGGAUGCGAGCAGAAAUCACGCGCCAGAGGCCCCAUUAGCGAAAGCGCACCUCAGGAUAAGAACGGUUGCAGCUUAAGAACGGACCACCGGAAUGAAUUAAGUUUGUUACUAGAGGUACCACUGUACUGAUACCUGAAUGGAGAAAUGCAUUUGGUUUGUUGCAGUCCUGAAUGACAAGUUUCAACAUUCUGAUUACCUGUUUCCCUCCACCCCACUACCCCGUAAUAUGAAGGCUAUUGAUUGUGGCUUGGAUCUGGAGAACUGCUGGAAGAAGGAGGUUGCCAGUAGGUGGCUUUCCCACACACCCUUCUUCAGCAACUUUUCACCUCCCCCCACAAGACUCUUCCAAGGUUUGCAGAAUCCAUCGAAAUGAGGUGGACACAGGGGGCUGAGGGAAUUUUUGGCAAUUACCCACCUCACUCAUCAGGAUCCCCCAACACUCAGGAGAGAGUUUGGAGGGUUACCCAGGGGAGGAGAGAGUAUGGGAAAGUCACCUUCCCCCCUCCCCUUAUGCUGGUGCUUCUUUGGAUGCAAGCCAUAAUGUUUUCUUACUCUGUUGUGUAUUUUAAAAGGAAAGAGGCACCGACUGAAUGGCUAUGGUUUCAUAUGAUAACUGCUUCAAGAGAAGGCCUGGAUGCCCACAGAAGAUGCUUUAUUGCAAUUUAGAAUAGCUGGAAGUAACCAGAUAAAAUUAUGUAGAGUCAAUUAAGACUUGAUUGGGUGCAGGAGGGAUUAAAGGGCAGGGAAGCUAGUGUUAAUGAAAGCCACUAAAGGGAACAAGAAAGGCUUUAAUAGCUGUCUCAGGAGUGGACAAGCAAGUAUUAAAUGAGAGACACUUGAGAGUGUGAAAUAUCUGAACUACAUACUUGUAAAAGAUCUAAGUGCAAUUAGAAGGAGUCAAAAGCUUUGAUGGUUUUGCUGAUGAGAUACAGAAGGUGUGAACAUGUUAUAAGUGUGAAUAAAUCAGCAAAUACAGCCGAUGUUCAGGGUGGAUAUCUCCUAAUGUAUUUUCAGUAAUAGCCCCUGCCAUAAUGUAAUCCCAGCCUAAACAUAAAAGUAGGGGUGCAUUAUUGUCACCAAAAAUAAGAUAACCAUAUAAUGUCUCACAUGUCUCUGUGCAAGCAGGGGGGCAACUAGGGAGUGGUAGGGUUGGCCUCCACCAAGGGUGCAGGGCCAAGGUUGCAGGCCCUGGCUCGGCAAACCCUCUCUAGAGAAAGCAGCACUGUCUCUACAGGCAAGUCACUGAGAAUGCAGUCUAUAAUGAAUGACAGUGACUCAAAUGCCCGAUGCAUUGUGCUCAGGCCUAAAGCUGCAAUGCCUGUGCUGAUGAAGGACUAUGAACUUAUGGGCUAUCUAUACAGCCACACCUAGAAUGAACUGGAAGAACAUUACGGUUAGGUACCAACAACUGCUGCUGUGUGUUAUGCCACCUACAUGGCGUUAUAUAUCCUGUAGCCUAAGUCACCAGCAUUGCCUCUUGUGCACUACUUGUGUGACUCCUGUGAAUUAUAGGGCUGCAUAUAUUGGAAAAUGUGUUCUGAAUAUGGUAGCAGACUGAACAUUGCACCCUCUUUUUCACUCCUCUUGGACUUCUGGCUCCAUGCUUCAUCUAGGAAAUCAGAACUGACCUAUGCACAGUUCCCGUCUACUGAAUUUCAGCCAAAAUCUAAUUUCAAUGAAAUCAGCAGGGAGAACAAAGCGAUCAAACCUUUUUGUUUGUUUUAUUUCAUUGGUUUUGCUACUUUCUCUACUAGAAAAGUAAGCUUGUUAACAUUUGGUAGCCGGCAAACAGUCAGGUAACUUGUGGGUGGACUCUGACUAAGGGCUUAUCCACAUUUAUGGAUGGAACAACUUCCGCACCAGCAACAGAACUUCCCUGUCAUCUCAUCUGCGAAUGCACUAUUUACACUACCCCCAAAUCUGCUCCGAAGGGUUUGGAUAACACCCCAGAACAUAGAAUGGAUUGGGGCGGGGGGUUACAAGGGGAGGAGAGGGAGGGAAUGUUUUGCUGUAACUUGUCAGAAUUAUGUUACUGUAACACACCCACCCCAACUGCAGGAGCAGUCUCUCCCAAACACAUUUAUGCAUUCUGACCAUUGCCAGUGCUGGUAAAACACUCAUGAGCACCGCUCCAAUAUAUGCAGCAGAACAAACAGCCACUGCACCCACUGUGUUUUGUUACAGACUCAAAGGUGAACAUUCUGCUACAUUCUACUUGGGUGACGGAGGGCAGGAACCAAAGCAUAAGCACUAGCACAGCACUCUAGUAGCCCUACUCUAUCUUCCUUUGCUCCCUCUCACAACCAGCUAUUGUGUAUAUAGGUUCAGGGAAAGUGUUCCCACUGGUGACUAUUGUUCAUUAUUCUUUAUGAGGUCCAUCUGCCUCAAUCUCUGCAGGUUAAUUAUCCACAUGGGGUAAAUCCAACCUCAUGACUGGUAGCAGUAACCAGGAUGUUUGUUGCUGUUCCUCUUUGGGGUCGUAACCUACUUUUCCAGGCAGGUUCCUGCGCCCUUGACAACUGAACAGCCAUACUGCUAGACAAGAGGUGAUGAUGUUCCUGACUUUGAGUUGGAGCCACGAGGGACAUUUCACCUGUCGAACAUUUUUGCUAAAUGUUGAACUACUCCCUAAGGCUGGAUUGACUACCUGUAAACCCCGCAUCUGUGUCUCUCCCCUUUUGGAAUUUUCUGCAUCCAGACACAGCUAAAUAAAGGCAAUGGGGUUUUGAUAUGUGUUGUUUCUUUGUCGCUAAAGAAUCGUAGGGAGGGAAUCUCUUUCCCCCCAGCCAACAUGAUAUGAUUUUGUUUCAGGACAGGACAAAGGGAAAUGGGCAGGGAAUUUGAUAGGGGCUUAUUGGGGACUUGAGACAAAUGGUCAUUUUUCAGCAAUGAUUUGUCAGUUUUAAAGAAUGGCUUGCUCUUUGCCUGUUGCAUUUGUUUCCCUCCAUUUUCACCAAGAACAGAAAGGAAUCCUCUAAAUUUGUUUGGCUCACUUUCUUCUAAUGGCACAGCAGGCUAUGUCAAAAACCCCAGGGGUGCACAUGCAAUUUCCCCCUGUCUUAUUCCUUUCCUCCCUCUUCUUCAUAGCCAAUAGUUCUAGUGGGACACUAUUAAAUAUGAAAAUGUUAGGAGAGCAAAUGGGAUGAUUAGAAACAACUGUUCUAGCUCUGAGGAAUACCUAUACACCAAUUUACCUUGGCAGCAAGAAGAACUGCUGUGGCUGGCAAGACAAGCAGGGUGAAGUAAUUCUGUGUGUGCACACAUGGUAGAGAGAGGGAGAUCUGGGGUUUUACAAUGAAAAUAGGCUUGGAGAAUUAAACGUGCAUGUUCAAAGCAAGGGUCAAGAACCUGUGCCCCCCUCAGAUGUUGCUGGAUUACAUCAUCCAUGAUUAUUGAUUAUCAACCCAAGCCAGGUUAUUAACUGGCUGGAGUUGAUGGAAACAAACUCACUGAGCCGGCAGAGGGUGCAAGGUCAGAAUCACCAUUCAAAACCACACACAUACAAAUAUUUAGUAAUAGACACAAGUACAAUGACCCCUGGUCAUUAUAAUAAUAAAAAGUUGGCAAAUAGUGCUUGGAAGGCAGACUUUUCGGUAUAGCAGUGUUCUUGUGUUUCAUGUACCGUUCAUAUCAGUGAAAAUAUAUUUUGCACAGCGUACACUACCCCACUCCAUUACUUCCUUGCUGCUUCUGUAAGCUGAAAAAUAUGUAUGUACUUUAGACAGGAACUUGGGUGAAUCUCCACUGAUCUUCCGAUGACAUCAUUUUGGCUGUCUCUUCAACCCUUUAAAUUCUUUUGUUGCACAACAAAAGAAAGAGAGUAAUUUCCAUUCCUGCUCGGUGUAGGCAUUGUUCACCCUGAUCCUAAACAUAUUACUUAGAAGCAAGUUGCAUCAGUUUCAGUGGUAUAUACUGCCAUGAAGGUAUGCUUGGGAUCACAGCUUUUGUCUACUAUGUUUAAGCAUGUCUGGUUUCAUGUUACACCUAUUGCACUCUGUGAUAUCACGAUUGUUCUAAAAUAUUACUGCAUGCUGUGGAAUAUUUUCAACUCUGUGUAUUAUUGAGGGAAACUCUUUUGUCGACAAACUGGAAGCAUCUUAAGGUAUUAUAAAAUAUCUUUAAUGUGUUGGAUUGUAACUACUUAAGGUUUUCAACUUUUGAGUACAGUAAUAAGUUGUAAAAAUACAGGUGAACUUAAAGAGAAAUGUGAGGUAUGGCUUCUGUCAGUUUUGAUUUCAUUUCUGAUGAAACUGGAUGAAUACAAUGCUGUAUUUUAUUAUUAGUGUUUCAUAUUAUUUUCAAGAUUAAUUAGUAUUACAUUUAACUCCUUCCAUCACUUAUUGAAAUCCAAGAGUUGUGCCUGAAAUAAAGCUUUCUGUCUUUGUUUUAGAUAAAGUUGAAGAUGAAUUGGAAAUGACCACAGUAUGUUACCGGCCAGAAGGACUAGAACAACUUGAGGCACAAACCAAUUUCACAAAGAAGGAACUUCAAGUGCUUUACAGAGGAUUCAAAAACGUAAGAAUGCAAAAGCACUGAUAGUGAAAUGAUCAGCACUUGAGAAUAUACCAUAUUUUUUGCUCUAUAAGACUCACUUUUUCCCUCCUAAAAAGUAAGGGGAAAUGUGCGUGUGUCUUAUGGAGCGAAUGCAGGCUGCGCAGCUAUCCCAGAAGCCAGAACAGCAAGAGGGAUUGCUGCUUUCGCUGCGCAGCGAUCCCUCUUGUUGUUCUGGCUUCUGAGAUUCAGAAUAUUUUUUUUCUUGUUUUCCUCCUCCAAAAACAAGGCGCGUCUUAUGGUCUGGUGCGUCUUAUAGAGCGAAAAAUACGGUAUAUAUUUUUUGUCUUGGUUACAUGAAUACUGCAUACACAUUAAUGUGCUUUAGAGCAGGAGGAAUACUUUUCUAAUGUUUUUCAUGACAUUAUUAUUAUAGUGGUACCUCGGGUUAAGAACUUAAUUCGUUCUGGAGGUCUGUUCUUAACCUGAAACUGUUCUUAAUCUGAAGCACCACUUUAGCUAAGGGGGGCCUCAUGCUGCCACUGCGCCGCCGCUGCACGAUUUCUGUUCUCAUCCUGAAGCAAAGUUCUUAACCUGAGGUAAUAUUUCUGGGUUAGCAGAGUCUGUAACCUGAAGCGUAUGUAACCUGAAGCUUAUGUAACCCGUAGUACCACUGUAUUAUUAUUAUUAUGUUUAGGGAAGCUUUUAAUGUUUAAUAGACUAUUGUAUUUUAAUAUUCUGUUGGAAGCCACCCAGAGUGGCUGGGGAAACCCAGCCAGAUGGGCAAGGUAUAAAUAAUAAAUUAUUAAUAUUAUUAUUAUUAUACCACCCUUUAUCCAAGAACCACAGCACAGUUUACAGUAUAAAAUCACAAAAUACAUAAUUACUCACAAAUUACUUAGCAAAUUUUGUCUGUGGCUUCACUUUCCUAAUGGCUCAAAACUAUUUAUAGUUCCAAACUUCUUUUAUUUCUUAAUGUUCUCACAGUUAAUUGUGACUAAUUAGAAUCUUUGUCAAUAUUAAAUAUAUUGGAUUGGACAUCUAGGUAAUGUUCCUCCUCCCCCCCCCCCCGCCCCCGGUGAUUUAAGAAGUAGGAGCUGCAUAUUCUAUACAGAUUGUUUAGGUCUAUGUCCAACCUUUAAAAGUGCUAAGAGUUUUGCUAUACGGGUUGUGGGUUUGCAGCAGCCAACCAGAAAAACACCUCUUUCAAGCUGCUAUUUGUAUUGGGUGCAGGAGUAAUAGCAGUUUGGGGGCAGAGGCAAUUUUCACUGGGACCAGAGAAGGAAAGGAUUAAACCUCUAUCCCGCAAUACUGCAGCCUCUUGGACCCAUGCUUUCUAGGCAGGGGACAAACAAGUGAAGUGUGAAUGAGCCCUAAGACAUUCUCAGAGGAAAUAAAUUAAAAAAUGGACUUAAGGUAAUUAAGCCCAUUAUUUUCACUGGAUCUAUUCUGAGUAUGACUUGUCCUGGCUUGCCCCUCCAAGGAAGGCACACGCCUAAUAGUUAACUCUUUAUCAACAAAAUAAGCACUUACAGCAGCUCUCACAGUGUUCUGGAUACACACAUGCUUCUAGCUUCUAGGCAGCUGUCCACAGGUCUGGGCCCUACAGAGCAAUUGCAGCAACAGUGGGACCAUGAGCUUAUACAGCAAAUGACUGAUUUACAUAAAAUCUUGCAUGCAUGCACAGCACCAAAUCUGGAAGGUGCUUUUUUUUUUUAUGUCACUAAAAGGGCAGAACAGGUACAGGACAGAACACUUUCUGCGGGCCCACACAGACAUGCACGGAAGCCUGGAAUGCAACCCCUGUGCAAACAGAGGAUUGCUUGUAUGUGACGGAUUGCAUGUAUGCAAUCUAGGACUUCUCCUGCAUGGAAGUCGUUGCUGCUCUUCCCUCAUCAAGUUCCUCCAGGUUCUAGGAGACAGUGGGGCAGGGGAUGGCAGGGAUUCACCUGUCCCCCUCACCUGAUCAGCCUCUUUCUCCACCUGCAGCCCCCCUGUUCAUCCCUGAAAGCUCUACCCCUUCUUCUUCCCCCUGCCCUGGCUCCUGCUUCAUGGGUGGCACUGGACCCCAUAAAUCCCUGUCGCCCUCUCCAGCCCCCUUACCUCCAACACACACUCAUCAGAGCCCUGCCAAUCUCGGACAUUGCUAUCUAAUCACAUAUCUGCCUUAGCACAGAACUCUUGAGAACUGAACUGUCGGAAAUGAAUUAAUAUAACCAGAAACUGAAAACAAAAGACCAGCUCUUUUAUAUACCACUUUUAUUUGAUGAGAAGUAGAUUGAGUUGUGGUCAUCAUGUGACUGAUUAACACAUCCAGAUCCUAAUUUUUCUUACAGUAAGGAUUUGUUUUGCCAUGCUUCAUUUUCCAAAGCUUUCCAGUGGCAAGGUAGAUCCAGAUCUUAAUACAUGGUAAACCAAUAACAUACCCACUCCCACCAAAGUAGUAAUUCAAAUGAUAUAAUUUGUUACCAAAAUGAUUUGACUGCUGUGGCAAAAAUGGGCACUGAUAAAAUUGAUAUUUUUUGAGAACACAUUUCUCUCUAGUUUUUAUGUCGCAUACAGUGCCUCUUCUCUUUGCGUCUUGCUGCAAAGUUAACAAUCUGAUUGAAAGGGUCAUGUACUGCAGGAAUUAUUACUGGGCCUGCUAUCUUUAAUAGGUCAACAGCAUUCAUAUAUGAAAAGAUCAGAGUACAUUAAUAGAUAUCUCUUUGAGAGAUGGAAGUCCCUUUAAAAUGCUCUAUCGUGUGCCUUUCCACUAUUGAAUUGCUGAAUUGAAUUCAAGGCCAUGGGACUUAAAUGAUACAUGCACUGUGCAAUGCCUCUAACUUUGGAUAAACUAAAUCAGUCAUCUGACAUGGGGCUGGAGGGACACAAAGCAUAGAAGCAAAGGAAAACCUAAAACCCUAUACUUCCUUUAAUUAAAAAGAAAGAUCAGAAAAACUUCACAGUAUCUGCCAUUUAUUCAACACUCAAUACCCUCCUAACCAUAAAGCUUAGUGACUGACCUCUUGUCUCACAAACUACUGUUGUGAAUAAAAAACGAGAAGAUGAUGAGGCAUCAUGUAUGCCCCUUGAGCUCCUGGGAAAUAAGGUGGGAUAUAUAUAUGGAAAAGUAAAAUAAGCAAAUCAAGACAUGUGUAGGUGGUGCUUCAAGCAGCUCACGGUCUUAGUUUUGGCAGGAAAGGAAAGGGAGAGAAAAUUGUAAUAAGUGAAGGGGUAGAUAUAUACCUAGUUUGACUUUUUAUCAUGUAGCAGAAUGCUGCUAAAAAAAAUUGGUGUGCACUUUAAUGGAGAUCUGCAGACAAGCCAAGAAAGCCAUGCAGUGUAAUUGUGUUUUGUUUUGUUUUAAAAUUCAUGGUCUGUGUGGGACCAGCCAAGGGCCACAUAGUCAAAAACAGUUCAUUCAAGGAAAACACUGAUUGCUGAGGCCAGAGAACAGGCUCCACUCCAAAAAUCGAAACUGGUGAAAGAGAGAAUAAGCACAUUAAGAGGAGAGUAUGCAAGUCUUUCAUUUUUUUAUUCUCUUGCAAUACAAUUUCUUGAUAAAGGGUUACACACAGGGUUAUCAGCAUCUGGGACAGGGUGUCAAACCAAUAAUGACUAAGACAAAACAAACCCUUGGUCUGGGUUUUCAAAAAAUGCCAAUACAUAGUUUUAAAAAACCUAAGACUUGUGAGCAAAUAACAAACCAUAGCUUUUGGUCAUGGUUGGUAGCAAAUAAAGCAUAAUUACGUUCUAGGCAGGGCUCACACAUAGUGCUAAACUAAAGUUAAUAAACCUUAGUUUAAUAACCAUGAUUUUGCAUUGUGUGCGAACCAGGCCACUUCUUCCUCCACACUUCUCAUGUCGAUCCCUUGUACAAAGUGCAUGAACAACAAAGAAUGGCAAUUUCCAAGUAAAUACUACUGCGUUUGAAGCAGGCAUAGGUAAGAGUGAAUUGGUAAGAGGAACUGGCUUCAAGUUGUUGAGUCCAUUGAAAUAAAUGGGAGGUAUCAAGUAGCCAUUAGUUAUUUCACAAUAAAAGGCAAAAUAAAGGGACAUGUUUUCAUUAUAAGCUUUGAUAUCCCAAUUCUGUGAAUGCUUAAACUAUGGAAUGAUGGAAGAGUACUGGAAUACCCUAAUUAUUUUUUGUGUAUACACUUUUUUAAAAAGUUAUAUUAAUGCAUUGUGUGUUAACCAGACAGAAGAUUCCUCAAAGUCUUCAUAAGCAAGUCUUAAAUAGCUAUGCAGCCUCCAGUAUAAAUCAAACUAAGGGGCAUACCUGCUUCGUUUCACAAGAAAUAAGCCUGGCAAGUCAGCCAUAUUAAGUUAUUCUCCCCUACUAAUGAGGUCUCUUGAGCAUUAUUGGGUCUUAUGAGACAAAAUUGUGAUCAUUUUAGGUACAAAUGAAUUGGAAUUAGCAGAUGCAUCUGAAAGCAGUCCAGUCACAGAAAGCUGAAACUAGAUGAUCAAUGGCCAGAUUGCCUUUUUAUACUGUUCCAGAAGGUUUUGUUCAAAAUAUUUCCAGAGAUCAUAGUGAACUAUAAAAAAUGAUUUUAAAAAUGAUGUAGGGAGAACAUCAAACAUUUUAGUUGUGCAUGCAUGACAGUGAUACUAUCAUAUCAGGAAUGUUGUGGACUAUGGGAUAAAUUCAGCAUAGUGCUAUGGCAAUUUUUAGCUUGGGAUAUGGAACACUACCACCUCUCCUCUUUCUGGGGAAUCUCCUGACACUACCAACCCCAGUCAAUUUCGGCUGCUGGUGCUGCUGGGAGCAGAUAGAAGAAAGCCCUGUUGCACUAGCAGAAGUUCUUUCAUGGGCUUCUGCUAGUGGGGCUAGUUAGUUGAAACCUGUCCUACAUUUCCAACAUCCCUGGUCUUUGUCCAGGUGGCCUGGGGCUGAUGGAAGUACAAGUCCAAAACGUGUGGAGGGUGCCACAUUGGCUACCGCUGCGGUAGGGCCUCUAGUGGCAAAUAUUCCUAUAAAGUCUGCUGAACCAGCAAAAUCUGGGAGGAGCCAGAUCUCAUUAAUUUAAUUAAUCAAUUAACCAGAUCUAAUUAAUAUUAUCGUAACAAGUGAGAAUAUUAAUUAGAACAUGGUAGAACAACUUCAAGCUGCAGACUGUGACAAGAUAACAGAUCAGCAUCUAUCUUUGUUCCAUAAUGGCACAUGCACACACACGGUUUCUGGGCUAUCAAUACAAAGGAAAGAUGACUGGGUCACUUAGGCUGCAGCCCUAUACUCACUUAUCUAGGGCUGAGUCCGAUUGAAUUACUUCUGAUUUUGCUAUCAAUACUGACAUUCUUUUUUCCUGUAUCUGAGGGACAAACACAUGGGACAGAGUUCCAUAAUUAACUGAAAGCUUUGGGGGGGGGGGUGUGGCCAGUGUGGAAGCCUCUAUCCUUGUGGAUGGGGGAGGUGUAAGUGACCCGAUUCUGACCAGGCCUGCAAUUGAGGUAAAUGAUUGUCUCCAUAUCCAUCAUGCUAGAUCAGGAUCAGCCCCUGUGUUGUCUGUAUGUCAAACCUCUCCCUCCAACUCUGCAUAUGUGGGUGGAUCUAUAUGGCUAAUAUUGGGGUUUAAUUUCACCCCAGAUUCUGAAUGGCUAAGUUCCUUUAUUUUUAUAUGUUGGUUCAUAUAUGAUGAACCAGUGAUGUCACAAAAUAAAUAUUCUCUCCUGCUUCUGUUCUGAAAAGUAUUUGUUGAUUUAUUCUGGUUAAGUGUGUCCUUAAGUCUCCCAGGAAAACCAAUGGGACUUAAUGGUGCUUAGCUUUAGUGGGAUUGGGCUCAUUGUCUGCUUGUUCAAAAGCCUCUCUUUCACUCCUCAGCGCUUCAAUUUUUACUAUUGUUAUUGUCAGCACUUGUGGUGCCUCCAAGUGAGGGAUUAACUUUAAUUCUCAUUCAUUCUUUUCAUUCCCUUCUAUUUAAGCAUCUUUUGCCCUAAAGAUAUUUAAAUAUCUGAAAGAUAAAAUGCUGCUUUUGAAUGCUGCUCCCUAGAUAUUCAGGCUUAUAAUAAAAGUUUUCUUUGACUGCAUUAGAGCUCAUCCACCUGGAUGUAGUAGCAAUGGAAUAAGGAUAGCAUAAAAGAAAUGCAAAGAGAAAUGAUAAACGAAAAUAUUCAGGUUUCAUUGGCGGUACUGUUGGUUAGGGCAGGACUUUGGGGCAGAAGCCCAGGCCCACUCAGCAGAAUAAGCAGAAGUGUAAGCAGGGCUGGCUUACCUCAGUUUAAAGUGCAGUACUAUGCAUUACCAUCUAAUGAGGUGGAUCCUUGUAAGACCAUUAAAUCCACAUCUAAAGUACCGUAACCUAACAAUAACAUUGAAUCAGUGGUCAAUUCUGGCACGUAUAUGUGGUACUUUAUCCUGAGUCAGUGAGACUGAUUGCAUUAUGGCACUGAAAGCCCAGCCAUACAGCAUUCUCCCUAGCAUUCCAUCUAGAGAACUGAAUAAACUGGGUCAUAAUUAAUAUUGGCACACCAAUAAGAGAAGAAAAAGCAAGUCACUUUGCUAAAUCAGACCAAGUCCCACCUAGUUCAGCAUUUUUGUUCUAGCAGCCAGUAGAAGAGCAUAAAGGUAACAGUAACCACCUGUUGACUGCACCCAGAAUCCUGUUAACAGAGGCAUGGAGGUAAUUUGGGAGACAUCAAAAUGUACAUUCCAGGAGUAGCCAAUGUAAUGCACUCCAGAUGUUGUUGGACAGCCACUCCCAUCAUCCUUGACCAUUUGCCAUGCUGAAAGGAGUUGACGGGAGUUAACAUAAGAAUGUAAAAAAAUUAAUCUAGUCCAGAGUCCUGUUCUCAGAGUUGUCUGACAAUAUCUGGAGAGAACUGCAUUGGCUACCCCUGGUAUAGUCAGACAGCCCAACUUGCCUUGAUUCUUGAAGUUUUCAUUUGAUGGAAAUCAAAUUGAAGUUUGUUGCCUGAGGUGGGGGGGGGGGUCAAACUCACAGCAGUCUCUACAAUCUUGUGUUUCAUGGACAAAUUAAUUUUUUUCAUCUUCUCCAGAUGAAAAUCUCCAGAUAUUUUCAUCUGCUCCAGAUAUGUGCAGUAGAGUGAAUUAUGUAAUGAACCCCCUUCCACUUAAUUUUUUAGUGUCUGGUAACCACAAAAGUCAUUGCUUAUUGAUAGAAGGCAGGGGACAGGACUGAUUGAAAGUACCACAAGAGAUUGCUUGGGUGCUAACAUACAUCCUGUACAGAACGUGCACAGAGGUACAGUAUAAGGAUAUGAAUGCUGUGUCUGGGAACAGGCAGAAUUGCAAAUGAAAUCUUAACUGUUUUUUACUCAUUUUUUCUCUCCAACAGGAAUGUCCUAGUGGAGCUGUUAAUGAAGAGACGUUCAAACAGAUCUAUGCACAGUUUUUCCCACAUGGGGGUGAGUGGAGAGCAUUCCAUCUAUGAAGUGUAGCUCAAAUUUCAGAAAUGAUGAGUCACACAAAAAUGAUGCACAUCAGCUUAAGAAAAUUGAUCUCCCUAUAGAGGGGUUGGAAUGCAGGGCUGACAGGCACCUCCAGUACAUUAAAGUAUUGAACCAAAACUGACUCCGCAUGUGAUUUUAAAAUGCUCAUGAUAUGGUUGUUGUAUAAUUUUGCAUAUCAUUUUGGAUAAUGUCAGAAUACUUGCAUGUAUGACUGCAGUUUGCAUAUGCUUAUAAAAAUAAUUUAAUUAGAAUCAGAAGUGUCUAUCUCAGAGAUUUUGGAGAGGAUAGUUGUAAAGGGUUUGUGAAUAGUUUUGUGAGCCUUGAUUGGCUAUGGUCAGCCAUAUGCAUUGGAAACAUUUUUCUCUCUCUCAAAUUGGCUUCAUAUUCUGUUUAGUGACUGAAACAUAAACAAAGAGCCAAAUCUGGCCAAAUCUGAUCUCUAACUGGCUGGCAUUACGUGGGAAAUAAUGAAAUAGUGUGUGGGGGAAAGAUAGCAGAAGCAGCAGCAAAGGGAGAAGAGGCUGUGAACAGUAGUGAGCAGGUAUGAGAAAGGUAGGAUUUAAGAGGUUGGGUGUGUCCCCUCUCAAAUCACUACUUUCAAGUUGAAAAAUUAACCAGGAGAACAUUCAGCUCAGCUGUACAUAUGCUUAUUUAAAUUUCUUUAACAAUACAUCCUCUUACUGUGUUUUAUUUCAGAUGCUAGUAUGUAUGCCCAUUAUCUCUUUAAUGCAUUUGAUACAGCACAGACUGGAUCUGUGAAAUUUGAGGUAACGGAAUAAUAGUUUGUUCUGAUUAUUAUUGUCUAUCAUCUUACCGGACAUCAUAGUUUCCAAACCUUAUCUUUUCCUUGUCUCUGAAGAAAAGUGUUGUAGGCCUGGCAGCUUGUACUUAAUGUAACCAACAGAAAUUGAUCCAGUACAUGUUGUCUUCUCAUUCUUGAUACAGCCCAUCCCCAUGCAAGCCCCAUGGAAGUGAAAAGGUUGGCACCAAAGAUAUGGGGUAAUAUGGUUGAAAGAUCCUGGAAGCAAAAUUUAGGUUGCUAGGUAGCAUGUUGAAAGCCAGAACCUAGAAGGUAGCUUUCUCUAUCACAAAUUUGUAGUUUCAAUGUGUUGAUGAGACAGUGUCAGGUAGCAGGUUUUGGAUUUGUUAAGCACUGGGGGAAAUCUGGGAUAAGCUGGGCGUAUGCAAAAAGGACAGACUCCACUUGAACCAGAAUGAAACCAGACUGUUGGUGCUUAAAAUAAAAAGGUAGCAGGACAACUUUUAAACAUACUGUUGGGGGAAAGCGGACAGGUGCUGAGAAGAGUCCACUUUGGAACAAAACUCUUCCCUGGAAUGAAGAUAAGAAAAAUGAUUAAAAUGUAUGUGGGGGAGGUAUGGAACUAGGCACUGAGACUUGGCUGGUAGGCAGAAUCAUCAAGUCACAUUGCUGUAUCCUUAGGAUUAAUGAAGGGAUGGUUAAUGGUGUAAAUAAAUGUUAUUGCAGAGAAGGGAAUGUUAUAAUAAGGCAACAUAUUAUAAGACACACACUUCUAUACAGAGACUUGGAGAAAACUUUCUGCCCCAAUUAAAAUAUAUUUGUAUUUUUCUGUCAAAAGGAUUUUGUGAUGGCACUAUCCAUUCUGUUGAGAGGAACAGUUCACGAAAAGCUACGAUGGACAUUUAAUCUGUAUGACAUAAAUAAAGAUGGCUAUAUAAACAAGGAGGUGAGUCAGUGGCACCUAUUCAGCUUUUUAAAGGAAAUGAAAAUGGAGGGUUGGAAAAUGCUGUUCAGCUGCUCAUCUUAAAACAUACGUAUUUUUCGCUCUAUAAGACGCACCAGACCACAAGACUGUUUUUGGAGGAGGAAAACAAGAAAAAAAAUAUUCUGAAUCUCAGAAGCCAGAACAGCAAGAGGGAUCGCUGCGCAGUGAAAGCAGCAAUUCCUCUUGCUGUUCUGGCUUCUGGGAUAGCUGCGCAGCCUGCAUUCGCUCCAUAAGACGCACACACAUUUCCCCUUACUUUUUAGGAGGGAAAAAGUGAGCCUUAUAGAGCAAAAAAUACAGUAAUUCAACCUUGGCACGACAGACUGAAAACACCCCAGCCCAGGUCAGCAUGUGCCAAAGCCAACUCACACUCAUACAUCUUAUUUAAAGGAAAAAAUAAUUAUGAGUUGGCUUUUGAUACAUGUUAAAUAAUAGGUAUUUUCUAUGAUUUUAUUAUUUUUUUAAAAAUCUACCUGGACCCUCACCCUAGACCCCAGGAGUUACAACAAAUUCAAUUAUAAUAUAUAACUCUCUAGGUAAAACUGAAGCACUUUAAUUUUGGGUGAAUCUCAAAGAGAACACAUCUAUAUGACAUUAGCAAACUAACAGGAGGAAUAAGAAAGCAGGAAGUAAUGCAAUUGUUGGACAUACCGUGCCAGAGACAAGACUUUGAGAGAACAAAAUGUCUGACUUAGAUCUCGCCAACCAGUUUCCUUGGAAGAAGAUGAAAGCAGGGAACAAGUUCACAACACAUUUGUGGCCACAGUAAUAAUGAGUCUCACAGAUAAAUUAACAGCACAUGGAACACCAUAUGCCAACUUGGCCAUUUUAGUCCUUAACGACUUCGCCGAUUUCAUGGCAACAACCUCCCUCAAUAUGUUCAACAAAUUACAUGAACUAAUUAUCUCUUUUGAGCCACAAGCUGUGCCAGGAAGUGUUUGUGUUUCUUUGAAAUGGAACAGUCUAAGGUUCAUAAGGCUUGCUACAUACAUCAAAGAAGCCAGAUACCUUAGUCGAAUUUGAUCAUGGUGGUGAAUGAGACAUCAGCAAUCUGCAAGAGCAGCCUAGAAAAUUGUGUUUCCUUUACAAAAUCAGUCAAAGCCAGACCCCUCUACUCAAAUGCUAGUGUAGAUUCUUGCUUAAUGUAUGUAAUAUACUGCAUUCAAAUCGAACUAUUCAAGAGAUUAUCUAGCCAUCUCUAUUUAAACAAUAGAAACAAACAAUUACAAUCAGAUUCAGGUAGGUAGUCAUGUUGGUCUGACACAGUCAAAAUAAAAAAAAACCAAAUGGUCCAGUAGCACCUUAUAGACCAACUAAGUUUAUAAGGUCUACUGGACCAUUUUUAUUUUUAUUUCAAUUACAAUCGGAUUCAAGGAGGUACACAGUCAUGGCCACCACAGUAGCCAAUGGUAAAAUGCAUGAAGAUAAUUUGGUAAAUUAAGCCAGCUUGUCUUUAGUAUUACAUUAGAAAAGACUGGUGGAAAAGCACACUUUACAGUCAUUAAAAAGUAAUGUGUGUAUACAAGAAACUGCAGAGAUAGAUAGACAGAUAGAUAAGCAGUCAGGGAGAGGGGUGUUCAUUAGCCUAAUUUCACUUUAUACAGAGGUCCACAAAUGGAAACUACUUUUUUAAACCUAUUGAAACUCUCAGAUAUAUUCACCAGGUCUACCAGAUGGCAUUUGCAGAGCAAAUUUGCUCCCAGGUUAAUAAUAAUAAUAAAAAUCCAUAGAAUGCAUAGCUACCAAGCAUAAUUUUUUCCUUGAGGGUGGUUAAGGAGUGGAAAACUCUGUGUAUUUUAGAUUUCAGAAUAUGUUAUAUUCAUAGGUAUUUAGAUCUAAAGCACAGCAACACUAUUCCUUUGUGUGUGGGCUUUCAAAAAAAACACAGAAUAAGGGUGAUGCCCACAAACUAGCUGCAUUCUCUUUGUUGAAGGUUAAUACUAGAAAUGUUAGUGAGUCAACUCAUUGCCAGAGCCCUGUUUGAUGUCUCCCUUGUGCUUUGAUUGUCACAAUUCCAGGAAAUGAUGGAUAUAGUAAAGGCAAUUUAUGAUAUGAUGGGCAAAUACACCUACCCAGUGCUGAAAGAUGACGCUCCAAGGCAGCACGUAGAAGUUUUUUUCCAGGUAAAUUUCCAUUUGUUAGUGCACAUAUAUCUCCCUUAUGUUUGAACUCAUACCUACUAUAUUUUCAGUCAUUUUGUGUCUGGGCAGUGGAAUCUGUUUAAAUCUGCAAAACCACAUAGAUGUAUAUGAAUCCUAUCAGUGCUAUAUUAUACUGCACUUUGUAAAUGCAGUAGUGCUAUGAACUCAAAGAGUUUGUAUUUUUCUGUAUUGCAGAAAAUGGAUAAAAAUAAGGAUGGUGUCGUUACUCUGGAUGAGUUUAUUGAGUCAUGUCAGGAGGUAAGACUUCCUUUCAUAGUAAAGCUAACCAAGAGAUUGUCUCAUGCCAGAAAGCUCAGAUUUCACUUCACCCAAAAGCUGAGAGCUCCAGGACAUCAGGUUUUGAUUGGGCCAUUAUGGCUGAACUUCCUUAUGAAGUUCAGGAUUCUUUGCUGCACUUCACCACUGGUAGAAAGAACAGGGAAGACACAGUGCACAUAUUGCAUACAAUGGGGCUGCACAUACAGUUGCAGUUUGGAGAUAAAGGGAUUGUGUACAUGUGCACAGAGAACACCAUAUAUCUGUAUUAUCCGGAUAUGUCCAAGUCAUGUUCUCAACUGUCUGUGCAACUGAGAGUACAAUCUUAUGCAUACUUAGAAAAAGGUCUAGUGGGAUUUAUCCCCUUGUGGGUGUAUUUAUUAUUUCACACUAAGAGUAGCAAGGCUCUCUUACCCAUUCUGUAGACCUUCACUUAUUGCACACAUUCUCCAUGUGUUAGGAUGAUAUACAGGUAGAGAUUGAGAUAGCUAUAGCUAUAUAUUUACUAACCUAGAAGUGAGAAACAACUCCCCAAAUUUCCAUCUCUCUGCUCAUCUGAAAUCACAAUUUCCAGAUGAUUCCUGAAAGCAGUAGCUGCUGCAUUUUAGUUUCUAUAUGAAGAAAAGACUGCAACCAUGGCAAAACUAAAAGUUGGUGGAAGGUUCCAAUGCAAAACAAGGCAUGAUACCUUAUACUCUCAAAAAUGGAAAUGGUGUGAAUGGAAUUGCCUCAGCAUUCCUGAGGGCUCAUCCACAAUUAGCUUGUCCCAUGCCUAGAAAGCCCUAAGUGUAACCUGAAACCUGCACAGCACUCAUGAGAUCCUAAUCUAACUGAGUCUGUAACUGUUUCCUUUUAACAAUCUAUCUCAAGCAUUUAUGGCUUUUGACACCAGGCUUUACCCGACCUGCACUUCACUGAAUUCUUUGCUCAGUGAAGAAUUAUGUAGAACCUGAAGGCUUGUUCACACACACUGUGACAUUUUGAUUUGUGCUAGUAAAGAGGUUGCUAUGGAUUUUGAACCGUUCUGUACGGAAGCUACUCAUGCAAAGUACAGCAAAUCAAUCGGAACCCCAGUGUUUGACCCCAAAAUGGUUUUAAAAUAGGUAUAAGUUGGAACUAGUGGCAGCUGCCUAGAUAUCUUCUGUACUGAAGAUUGUAUUUGUGCAAACUGGGGGGUGAACUAGAAAAAGUAGCUUAUGUGGUUCUUAUGUCUCUGAAAUUUUGAAAAUAUAAGUAUUUUUGUAAGCUCAAGAUAAACAUGAAAUAAAUGAACACAUGGCUUUAAGAAAGAGGAUUAAAAUUAGACAUCUGGAAUACCAUCCAGCUCCACUGAAACUAAUUGACUUUAGUGGAAUAUUGAUUGCUCCCCUGCUCCCCUGUUCUUUAAUUCAACAUUACACAUAGAUGUAAUGGGAAGUGCCACAGGGAAGGUAAACUAUAGGAGGGCCAUAUCUCAGUGGUACAGCAUCUGCUUUGCAUGCAAAAGGUCCCUAGUUCAAUCCCCGGCAUUUGCAGGUAGACCAGAGAAUGUCCACUGCCUAAAACUCUAGAGAGCCACUGAGACCCACUCCAUACUCUGCAGUUAGUUUGCUUGUGGAUUCUAUUUUAUAUUACUAUAUUAAUUGGAUAUGCAUAUUUGGAUCACCAUGGUCACAGUAGGUUAAUGUCAUUUGGAAUAAUAUGGCAUAAUAAUAUGCUUAUUAAUUAAGAAGUCUUCAGUAGGAGAGAAGGUACCUCAUCUUGGAAAGGGAAUGAGAGCAGUCAAUCCUAAUUGACUCUUUAUGUACUAAUGAAGUCUCUCACAGGUCAAAGCAAAGUUCUCAUGCUGGCAUUUGUGUCUGCAUUGCAGCCCAAGUUGUUUAUAGUGUAUCACAGUCCAGAAGCAGGGCCUUGAAUGGAAAAAAACAACAACAACAGACGGCUGGCAGUAUAUAGCACUGGGAGAUAUGCAAGUUUGCAUAAAAACAUGUAUAAAAUAGGAGAAAAUGCAUAGCAUUCAGAGCUAUUUCAUAUGGAAAUUGGUUUUGGCCAUAGACACUGGUACAUUUGCACUCAUUUAAACAUGUUUCUAUUAUUUUCCAGGGACUUACCGUAUUUUUCGUCCUAUAGGACGCACUUUUUCCCCUCCAAAAAUGAAGGCGAAAUCUGUGUGCGUCCUAUGGGGCGAAUACAGGCUUUCGCUGAAGCUUGGAGACGAGAGGGGUCGGUGCGCACCGACCCCUCUCGCUCUCCAGGCUUCAGGAAGCUAUCAGCAAGCCUGGGGAGCCCGCGGGAGUUCCCGCAGGGCUCACCACACUGCGGAUAGCAGCCUGCCGCCCGGCGCGCGGGGCGCCCUGAAGCAGAGCGCCCCUCGCGCCGGGCAGACAUCCGCAGCGUCGGGAGCCCUGCGGGAGUUCCCGCAGGGAUCCCCACGCUGCGGAUAGCAGCCUGUCGCCCAGCGCGUGGGGUGCCCUGAAGCAGAGCGCCCAGCGCGCCGGGCAGACAUCGGCCAGCCCCACAAGCUCGGGGGACAGCCGGGAGGCGCAGCGCCGCCAUACCGCUGUUCCUCGACCUGGUUUUGGGGGGGAAAUAAAGGGAAAAAAUAUUUCCUUUAUUUCCCCCCCAAAAAACUAGGUGCGUCCUAUGGGACGGAGCGUCCUAUGGGACAAAAAAUACGGUAACUAUGCAUUUACAGUACAAGGCCAUUUCUCUGACCUAAACUUCAGUUGAAUCGUUGGGGUGGGGAGGCAUUCCCAAGUCACCAGAAUGGUAUUCCACAGUCCCAUCUCUCUCCACCCAGGCAAGCAAGGGGCUUUAUUACAGUUCAAAGGAACAUUCCAUCCAAGCCAAAGAACUGCAGUGGUGUGUAAACAGUUGUGUGGCCUAAGGGGAGGUGUUGGCUGGAGAGAAUCCUGAAGAUCAUACAGGGAGGGCUGGAGGGCCAUAUUUGCUCCCCCCCCCCCAACUUGAAGUUCCUCACCCUGGUAUAUAAUAUAUAUUUAAAUGUAAAGGCAGCAACUUCAAGUCAAGCAAUGGCGCAGGUCUAUACAUAGAUUUUAGUUCAACAAACUGAUUCAUAUAUAUUUACAGUAAGUAUAUGAAAUGGGAAAUGGCAUUUAGCUUAUAGUUUGAUGAAAUGAACUUGAUUAAUUGCAAAUGAUGAUUUAAAUGACUAGGAUCCAGUUGACACUUUAGAUUCUAUGCAAAUUUGGGAUAAUUGUGCAACCUCAAGGCUUACUGCCUUGUUCCAUUGCUGCUUGCAGGCCACAACAUGGACUCGUCCAUAGUCAACUUAAGGUUUAUUUAUGGAUCUUCGGGGGGAAAGCCAUCUCUACCGGUCCUCCAGGCCUGGCAGAGCUGUUUGUGUAUGCAAUAUAAAUAUGCAUGGUUUAUUUUCUCAUUGCUUUCAGGAUGACAAUAUCAUGAGAUCCUUACAGCUUUUUGAAAAUGUCAUGUAA
Podarcis lilfordi (Lilford's wall lizard) is the source of this 64215-nucleotide messenger RNA. Lineage: Eukaryota; Metazoa; Chordata; Lepidosauria; Squamata; Lacertidae. The record is from the annotation of a GenBank genome assembly.